AUUCCUAAGAAUCUAAUAAACGCAACAAAAAGAUAUUUUAGCCAUUUUUACUGCCCAUCCUUCUUUUAAAAGACAACCCUGUCCGUGUUGGCUUCACUCAGUCACCCUGGACACAUGAAGCCGGUGAGGAACGUUUUACUUUCAGUCUGAGGAUAAAUCCAUGAGAAACGCAGAAGACAGAUGCUGGCACAGCGCCCACUGCAGUCUGCACACCACGCUCGGGUAAAAAUCACGCCUCACUGGCUCUGCCGUCUAAUUGGUUCCGGUGAAGCUGCCCUAAAGAGCUCACCUGCUUUAAUUGGACUAUCGCGACAAGUCGGUCCAAGUGACGUUGAUGAGGCUGGUCGUCCAUUACCAAUUGUCGUAGGAAUAUUUUAGGAGAGUAAUUGGGCACGAGGUAAGGACUGCAGCAGUGAAAACACGGUGGCGCGCGCUGCUCGACUCAGCAGACUGACAAGACAAGAGUGAGGGUUCAGCGGAGCAGCGAGCUCAGGCAUCCCAGCCUGUGGAUGAUGCAGGACAGAGGGAUCGAAGCGCAUCUACACAUUAUGGACCACGCGUAAAAGCAUCAGAAUCAGCAAAACUAACCAGAUGAACUGGGAGAGUCUGCUUCAGCUCUGAGAUCCUAAUCCAACAAGAGAGCAGGACUUUUUACGCGUGGAUAAAAACUCUGGAACCGACCAUUUUCCGACAGCAUUGAAGCUGUUCUUGAUUUUGCACUAGUAGAUCGUGCGCCCCUGCGUUUGGAGCCAUGGGCUGUACGGUGAGCGCCGAAGAUAAGGCGGCUGCGGAGAGGUCAAAGAUGAUCGACAAAAACCUCCGAGAGGACGGAGAGAAGGCAGCCAGAGAAGUCAAACUGCUCUUGUUAGGUAGGUGGCAGACAAAGUAAAAGAAAUACAUGUUACUCUCUCAAACCGAAAUUUUACCAAUCUGCCUAACACUCACGCAUAAAUAUUCUACAUAUAUUUAUCUUAGAGGAGAAUGAAUCCCUUGGACAUGAGAGGAAAUGAAGUUUAGACAUGAUCGAUCAUCAAAUCUUAAAAAAUCUCUACAUUAAUCUCCUCUUCUUCUACAAGAGCCAAGUCACUAUCAGUCAAAAUCAAACAGGCCCUGUCCAUACUUGUGUUUCUAUUAGUGACAAACAGCCUGUAAUUGUGUCAUUUAUUUCUAAUAACAAGUGUCCAGAUCCUUGUAUCAAAGUCAGAUAUCAUUAUUUCAACAGGCUGCACAGCAUCUCAGAUCUGUGGGCUGGCAUAGUGCCCAGAAAGCUUAAUUCAAUAUAUCAGACCUGUGGACUUCCACUAAACACUAACACAGUCACACUCCGGCACCAAUCUGCUCCACACAUCAGUCUGUUGUUUCAGAAAAUACAUCAGAUUCUUGUUCCAAUUUGUCUGCUGAAAACAGUGAUAAAGUCAGCUUUUUACUGAGUCGAUCCCGGAGCUGCAAAAACACACACACACAAUCCCUUUCUUCCUCUGCCUCUCACUCAUCAUGUACACACUGAGAACAAACACACACACCCGCCCACUCAGUGCCACUUUCUCACUUCCCCUCACAACCAAUUCAGAGGUAUUUGUUUGUCAUCAUCCUGCUCUAGAUUUUUCUCCUCAGUACAACUGAAACUCUAACCAGUAACUUGGUAAUAUCAAAAGCUAUAUUCAAAGAAGAGCAUCUAGUGUUGAGAUGGAAAGAUACCAAACUGUUUCUCACACUCACGCAUUAAUCAGGCGUCAUUUGUAUGAAUUAACAUUGAUUAUGCUCAGAAAAAAAAGAGAGCAAAAGAUUCAAUAGUUGGAGGUAACAGUGUCUCUGAAAUGGACCAUCCUCAAGGGGAAAGUUUUAUAUAUCACUGUACAAACAGCGCAUAAAACUGGACAUCAGAGGAUCAAUUUUCAAGUUUUAAUUAGCAGGAAACCUCUCAGUUCGUUUUCCACUGGGAGGGGGGUUAUUAAUGGAUGUCUACUCCAAGGCCUCUUGACUCAGUUCACACAGCUUCAACCAUUCAAGGCUGAUCUGACGGGUAAUUUUCCUAGAAAGAAAAGCUUCAGUUGCAGCUGUCUGGUCCUCCAGGAGAGAAAAUACACCUCUUAGCUUGUUUAAUACUCAAGAGAAAGCUGAUUCAGGACAUCAGCAGCCAUCUUGGCUGUUUACAAAAUCACCUAAAAAGCACCAAACCCUGUAUCAGGUAAAACAGCUGUGACUGGCACAGGUUUGCAAGAUUUCUCUCUGAACAGGAGGAGGACUGCACACAUCUGCAUGCACAAAUAAAACAUGAGCUGAAGAUCAGUCUGGCUCUUGGACUAGCACACGUGUAAAUAAUGAAUUAAAUCAUGGUUGAAGUCCGUGUCACGCUGUCACAGCUCACUGGGACAUGAUUAAUGUAGUAAAAUGUUUUUUUUAUUUAUUUAUUUAUUUUAGUAAGGCUGGACAAAGGGUCAGUCAUUACACAAAGAAUAUCUGCUACAAAUGUUUCUCUGUUCAAAAGUAUAAAUACGAUUUCUCUCAAACUUGACCUCUGGAAAAACUUGAUUUUUAACUCAGCAAAAAUUAAAAUCCUAAACGGAGAAAAAAAAAGAGGAAAACAGAGAUUUGGGCAGCCGACGGCAGAUUGUGCGCAGGAAAGAAGGAAGGGAUGUUGUUGUUGUUGCUGGUAUGCGUGAUUCUAGUUGGCUACCCACCAAACAUCGGACGUCGAAGAGACGUGCAGAUUAAGUCAGUAUUGGGUCGGUCCGUUAAAGACAGCAUCUAGACGUCAGUGUGACGUGCAAAAUAGGUUAGAAAUUUCGACGUCCAAAUUGGACCAUUUUAGACGUCGCUCUGACGUUUAGAAUUUCGGCAAAAUAGAUCCAAGAUUUAGACGUCAUUAUUGGACCUCUUUUAGACGUUGAAAUGACGUCCACAUUUGUACCUCAUCGUUGAAAAAUGCGUUCAAUAGAUGUCAUUAUGAUGUCGCAUUGCGCAGUGGGUAAUGUGGGCUUGUGCUUCUCGCCACACUGCUACCCACGUUUGAUAUGCUUUUGACGGCAUAUAUACAUGAGUUUGUGUAUAUAUGCCGUUGUGUAACUUUUGUGAAAACGUAGUGAUGUGCAUGCAGUUUUUUUUUUUUUUUUGUAAAUGGAGAGGGUGAAAUGUCCGUUUAUGAAAAUAGCAGGGCACGUGUAAACGAAGUCUUAAUGAGUCAACACACUGAGAUGAGGAAAUUCCUUCCACAUGUGAACAUCCAAUCACUUUCCACUUAUGUAGAGGAAGCUGACAGUAGAGGAUGGGCACAUGACUGCGGUCAGAUCCAAUGAUAUAGCACAGAGCAAUGUAAGCACGUUCAGCCUGUGGGCACCUCGAUAAAAGGUUGAGUGGUGUCAUAUCAGAUCUUGCUUCCUUCUGAUGUUACUCCCCUCUUAGAAUUGAACACAAUCACUGACUGCAGAUUUACUGUAGUGUCAUGUUAAGUAAAACACUGUUGUCUUCAGCACCCCAGCUCUUUGACUUUAAGGUCGAACUGACAGCACGGAGACACCAUCAUAAUUGUAUUUGUUUGGUCUGUUUAUGUGAGGAAACAAAAUUGCUCUGACAAAGAGAAAACGAACGCUUGAUGGUGGGCACUGGAGCAAGAGAAGAGAGCACCGAACGUUGUAAUGGGUUUACAGCAUUCAUCUGAGUGCUUUCCUGUUUUGUUUUUUAUCAUGAGUUCUGAGAGGAACUAAAAAGCCUGGUUCCUUUUUUUUGCCAACUGUGUGAGCUACCCACAACAAUAUUGUCACAUAACUUCUAGGCUCUUUAUCUCGGUUUGUUGAACAUGUUACGGAGUAGACUUCAGAUGGACAGACAGGAUCAAGUAAUAAAAGGAAGAACAGGUUGACAAGCUUCUUAUUGAGUUGCUUUCACACAUAAAAGGACGUAGCAUGCCUCUAACUGACUGCACUGAUCCUUAGAUGCAUAUUUUAUCACACGCAAAACCGAACAGGACAAUAACUCUCCCCUGAUGUCUCUCUGAUUGCACCGUGUUGCACCAUCUUGGAGAGUUUUCAGCGUAACCAUCUGACUGGGUGGUAUGUCUCCAUCAUCAGAGAUUAAACCAGAAACAAAAUCUCGUGUUGCAUAAAUCAGUGAUGCAACAUCACAGGAAGUGAGGGUCAUUAGUGCUUUGCAUUCUGUACACACAGACGCAAAGUCAUGCAUGUAUGCAACGAUGGGAGAUUCAGAGACAUCAGGGUUUCUUGGAUUAGCUGCUCAAAGGGUGUCAGUUUGGACAUACUUGAAACUCUGAGAUUUCUGGUGUAGCUUUUGGUCAGCCGCAGAAAACUUCCAACCAAGACUUCCUCUUCAGUAUGUUGCAGUGUUCAGCGUGUUCAAAUCAAAAUUUAAGUGACAUUUGCUUUUCCAGAUACGCUUGCAAAAUAAAUGCUACCACUUCUGAUGCUGCGUUCCAGUUACCUCGGGAGUCGGAUGUCAGAGCUUGGAAUGACGUUACACCCGAGUCGACGGCGUUCCAGUUAACAAGUCGGAAAACCAAGAUGGACACCUACUGUUAGCCGUUGUUAGCUGUUGUUAGCAGUUGUUCGUUGUUCUUAACGAUACCAGUUGUAAACAACGCAUAACAUGGUAUUUUACUGUUACAAACACCGUAGCACCGUGUUCACAGGUAGACGUUGGGCAGUACAACAUAUACCACUUGUUUAAUUUCACAAAAACAAAACAGAUGUGGUAAUAAAUGAUCAAUUACGAGACCUUUCUCUGUUACUCUUUACUGUUGAUGCGCUGCGCUGCCAUCUUAAAUUAUGACGUUGUCGUUAAGUCGAGGUUGGCGAGGAUCGUCCGACUUUCCAAAUCCGAAAUCUGACUUCGGAGGGUGUUCCAGAUGAAUUUUCGACUUGGAGCUCGGAAAUCCCGACUUCCAAGUACAACUUGAAUGCAGCAUUAGUUUACCCUAUCCCCCUGGGGUACCCAUCUUUAUCUGUUUCUAGUGAGUCUCAGUUUUACUGUAAGUAAUAUGAUUUACAAAGGCUUUACUCUAACUUACUUCGCCUAAAAGAUGAAACUGAUUUUACUGUGAUUUAUUCGCACUGAACAGGUUUUAAGUUUGUGUGGAAAAUAACAACUAGGAUGGAUGCAGUAGAUGUGUAAUGAUUAUUUUAAAAUUUUGUGCAUUAGAUUAGAUUAGAUCAGAUUAGAUUAGAUAGAACUUAAUUGUUUCUUUUGCGAGGUUCCCACAGGAUGGGAGCAGGUCAAAUAAAACUAUAAAAUGCAAAUGACCCUUGUAGUACACACAGUUUUUACAGAAAAUCAGAAAUAGUAGUCGGUUGCACAUACAGUCCUUCUAUCUUGCAUGCAAACCCACAGGGAAUUUCACCAGCAUUUGCAGCCUGACAGGGGAAACCCAGGGUGAAUUAAAGUCCCAAACCUGCACACUACUGCUGCUGCUGCCAAAGUUUUGUAGCUUUCCCCCCUGAAUUCUUGUGGCUCAGAUCUGUAAUUUUAAUGAUUAAAUCAGAUCAAAUUAAAGUGACUAAAGGAUUUUGAUCAUUCAUUGAAGGGCCCAACCUGAUCUCAAACAAAUCUUUACAUACUUAUACAGAAAUUACCAAGUUGUGAAUUUUAAAGAGAGGAACGCUUCAAGGCCUUUAUUAGUGCAAGAAUAUCCAUUUCAGACUGAAGUUUUACUUUAUUGGAAGCGAUGCAACAAUAUUCAUACUUGCAAAGAAGCUGAAAGUAUGUUAAGACAAUAAAUUAUUCAGACAGAGCAUGUUUUAUGAUGUUUUGUUUGCUGUUAUCUGCCACAUUAGUCAUAUCGCACAGUUUCAGGAGGAAACUUUGAAUUUCACAAGUGAAAGCAUCCUUAAAAGUAAGCUGCGCCUCUGUCUGAGUCACUUAUUUUAUUAUCUCGCUUUUUUCAUUCAAAAGUGUUAACUGAGGAUAUGCUUUUAUUUUUUUGUAAACUUAAAUCUUUGAACCACCCUUAAAUAAGCCUCAACCGUAGCUUAUCUCCGACUCCCGCCCGAGGCAGACGCGAUAAUAAUAGUGCCGCACAGACGUGACUCACUGCACAUGACAGAGAGGAGGACUGAGGGUGAGACUGUCCAUCCAGAGAUGACACCCACAAACUGAAACAAUAUACUUAUGUUGUGUUAGUCAUGUCUCCGCUGAAAACCACUAAACUCUGAGUAAGUGCUGGUUUAUCUAUCUGCUGAUUCAGCGAAUAAUGGAACCUCGCUGUUGUCACUGUGAGGAUGCAAGCUGUUUCUUUGGUUUAGAUUUUGUUUCUCCACAGAUAUUGUAACCGACUGUUUUUAAGCGAGCACUUCUGGGUGAUUAAAGUGAACAAUGAAUCACCUGAUAAAGACUAUCUUUGUUGCAGCUUAAAAGAGUGACCUUUAUUUUCUUAAUGAGGCAGCUUGGCUCAGGGUCAGGGAAGACUAAUGUGCAGGUGCAAGAGGCACAUCUGUGAGGCUUUGUGUGUAUCAGCGCGUCUGCCAAUUAAAUACUCUCUAAUCUUUAUUUCGGGAUGUUCAGUUUUUGUUCUAGUUGUUUUCUUUCUUUGCAGAAGUGAGAGUUAUUUCUGAAGAUAGUGUGUUGAGAUAAAAGGCUGGAGGAGACAUUGUUAAAAGGAGGUGUACAAAAGGACUGUGCAGUAAAUGAGCGCAAAUCAAACUCUGAAAGCAGCAUGAAAACAUGAUGCAUAUAAGGCAAUUAACUUGGAGUUGAAGUGGAGGCAUGUUAAAUAUUCAUGCUCUUCACAGAUUUAAUGUCACUCUGUGGUUGUUCACACUAAUGUUUUCAUGUUAUUUAUGACUUAGUUUGUGUUUCACACCACCGCUGCAUUUUGCUUCAUCAAAACAUCAAAUUUUAAUCACAUUCAGGGCUUUUUUUUUUUUUUUUUCAAACUCUAAAUCCUGGAUUUCUGUUCAGACUUAGACUGUAAAUAUGAUGGCAUUGUCAAGUGGAUAAACUACCUGUUAACAGUAGACAUGUCUAUUCAGUAUAUAGAAGGGGCUUCCUGUUACAAUAUUGAUAUCGGAUAUUGGUCCAAUAUCAGCAAAAAAACAAAUAUCGGAUCAUGUCUCUCGCAUCUAAAAUCUCCGAUACAAGCAGCCCAUUCCAGACUCCGCACCGGCACCUCUAUCUAGCAGCGCCCUGAUCCAGCAAGCUGAGCCCAAGUAAUCACAACAACAGUGUGUACUAAGGUACGAACAAAGUAGCAAGGAGUAGGAGCGAUGUCGGCCUUGUCCAAACAAGAUGUUGCAGCUGAGUGCAAAACUUGUCAUGCACAUUUUUGUGCCAAUAUUGGAUCAAUAUUGGUAUAAGCCUAUAUUGAAGGCUACAAUAUCUGUAUUAUAUCGGAAGUAAAAAAGUUGUAUUGGGACACCCCAAGUAUAUAGAGGGCAGGGAAUAAUCAUAAACAUUUUAAUUAUUGUGGUUCAACCAAGCAACAACCUUUGAUGUUAAAAUAUUGAGCUGAUGUGGAGGUACAAUAAAACUGCAGUUCCUUGAGUGUCCACUUGAGGCUGGAACCAAAAGCUCAAAGGACCUUAAGUACCCAAAUUUACAUCAGGGAUAAAACUGUUCAUACCCUGGUAUUUUUAAAAAAGCUUCAAGUUUUGUAUAAUUUGGUACAAUUACAAUUACAGACAGGUGGGCGCACAAUAUUAACCAGGUAGCAAAAAGCUCGCCUUAACUCGGCCUCUUUACCUUUCGACAGAACUUAUGUCCAUGUUUCAUACGCUCUGACUGUGGCUGCACAAAUUUAAAGACCUAUUUCAUGUUGGUUAUCAUUUCAUAAACCCUACAAUCAAGGUUUGACUUAUAUUUAAUUUCCGGGCCGAUGCUGAUAUUACAAUACGAGUAUAACUAGUAUUUGAACAGAUAAGCAUUUACAGUAAAAAUAAAAAGCUUUCCAUCAGAAUGUAGAAGUUGAAAACUAUCAGAUGAGAUGGAGUGAAAACAGACCCAGAGGAAAAGACACACCUGAAGUAGAGCCAAUUGACAAAAUGAAUCACUGAGUUAUCCGAGGAAUGCUAUAUCUCAGCCGUGAUAGUUGAUCAGGUUGGACUAUCACUGAACACCCUAUAGUGCUUCAGAUUAGUCAAGUGUUUCUCAUUGAGUGUGAAAUCUUUAAUAUCCUGUAAUUGAAAGUCUGUCGUUCCUGUGACUGAUUUUCAAAUAUUGCUUUUGGGGGAUUCUUCAGCCGGUUCCACGCUCUCUAUCUGUUCAUAGUUUAUCAUUUACAGUGAAGUAUGAGCCGAAAUGAAUUUAAAAAAAAACCUGCAGGGAUUAAUGUGAUUUUAUACGAAGUUAUACAAAUUUUCUGCAUAUUUUCUUGCUGCCAGGGGAAAAAAUGUAUCUGCUCACUUUGCGAUACCUGCAGUUGUUAUCCAGCAGUUUCUCGCAGCCUUUGAAGUUUUAAUUAACUCGGAUUUUCUAACAGCACACAAAUAUAUAUAUAUGCACAAUAACAGUCCACUCUCAAUCUCCUGCUCCUCCGUGCUGGGCAGAUGACCAACCCGAUCCUCUCCCAUCUUUCAUUUUCCCAUCACAUUUCCAUUACCAGCUCCAUUUAUAAUUUAGUAUAUUUUUUCUCUUUCUAUCCUCCUCCCUUCAUUCCUCAUUUCUUAUAGAAGGUAAAGAGAGAAAGCAUUGAAGGCUUGUUACAUCCGAUACUCAUCAAGAUAUUACCUGUAAAAUUUGUACUUAAACUUAACUAAACUGCGAUUGUUUAUCACCAAUCAGGAAUUCCUACCAGCAACAGCAUAGAUGUGGAUUUUCCAGAUGUGUUAACUCACAGCAGAUCAAUGUGAAUCAUUACAUAAACUGUGAGAAUGUGAGGAUGUUUGUGAUUAAGUAAUGUCAGGGGUAUUUGGAGCCACAUUUGAAUCUCUCAACGGAAAAUCAGAUAUCUCUCAAAAGUAGCUUCGUGCAAAGAGGUGUUUUAAAGUUUGUGUCCUGAUGAACACAUUUGUCAUUAAAUGUACAGGCAAUUGUGAGAUCUUUAAAUGAUGUAUUGCUAAUGAUCCAAAAACAGACAGAAAGGUCUUUACAAAUACUUGCAAAAAUGGAAAUGGUUACAUAGGGUAAACAUACGUCCUCUUUUACUCGGACAUGUCCUGCCUGUCCAGGGGGAGUUUAAAAUAUCCUUCAAAUGUCCAGGGUUUUGUAUGUAAGUUUUGAGUUUGUGUAGCAUGUACCAACUAAGUGAGAACUUAAGCUCGUAAAAAACACUCGACCCAACCCAAAAUCCCUCAAAAUUUUGCGUGCGACUCCGUCUUGCAUAGUCGUGUCCUCUUUUGGGGGAUUCAGAAUACAGUCACCCUCAGUUACAGAGGAAAAAAAAAUCUGAAUCAGGAGGUUGAACCUGGAAUUUUCAACCUGAAGGAGAAGCCUCAGCAACUCUGACACUGUACUAGCUUUAACCUGAGGUCUAGUUUUAGACAUUGAGCACAGACAUUUUACCAAGACAUUACUCCUUACUAUAAAAAAAGAAAAGAGAUGUGCAGCAGGAAUUUAAACAACAUGAUGAAACAGGAUCAGAUUUCAGCACACUCUGGAAACAGGCACAAGUCAAUAAUUGCAGACAUUUGAAAGGCCCUUUAAAGUCAGGGAGAUUGCUCAAAAUGUCACUGCAAUCAGAAUCAUCUUUUAACCUUUCCCCAGAUAUUACUGUGUUCCUCAUUACCCAGAUUUAAUCAGUGGAACAAUAAAAAACUCCUGCAGAUAGAAACACAAAUGUCCCCUCGUGUCUUUGGGUUGUUAAUGCCUCCUUGAUUGGUCACCAGACAGGUCCUUGUAGGGCUGAGCGAUAUGGCCUCAAAUCAAUAUCAUGAUAUAUUGAGCAGUUCACCUCGAUAACAAUAAAUGGAUGAUAACUACUCCACAAGCUCUACUUUGGCCCCCGCUCCAGCAGCUACAACUUUUGAACCGUCAUCCAUCUCCUCACCUUUCUUUCCCUCUUUGUUUCGGACUGGAUGGGGUGGAGUCACGUCUGUGACAUAGGACAUGAGACCAUAGCCUACCUGCACACAUCCAAAACUAACUUUUAUUUAUUACUUUUUUGGACACCAAAUAUACCGAUAUGGGCAAAAUGACGUUGGUUAUUGUCAUAAAUUUCAGUAUCGGUAAAUUUACAUCACAUACUGGUGACUUAGCUGGUUUAUUAUGGAUUUCUAUCAUGUCACACACUCCUAACUAUGCUAAAUGACAUGAUUAUGGUUUGACCAGUAAUAGAUAAAACCCCCAUAUUCUGCUGAAAGUGUACAAACAGAUAAAAUGGUACGGAUGGAGAACGAUUUGUGAACACAGUGUGUGCAGUGAAAGCAUCAUUUAGCAGCAGUAGAAAAAAAACACAGGUGGAGCUCAUUUAGAAAACGAGGCGUCAUUCCAUUAAGUAUUCUGGUCAUGAAUGUCAUCAGCAGCACCUGUGAUUUUCCUGGUGGACAGAAAUAUUUCAGGUCUGUUAAUGAAGAUCAAAAGUCCAAUUAAAAAGGCAAAUCAGGAGCAGGGACAGAGAAGCUUCCAUUUGUGCUAAUCGGGCUUUGUUUGGUUAAAACAAUGUCGUAAAAACUGAGAAAAUAGUCUGAACAGUUAAGGCAACAGAUAAUUUGUUGGCUCAUUGUUGCUGGGUACAGAUAUUUUGACCUGAGCAAGAGGCAGAAGAUCUUCAUAAUGCACCCUAAAUUAAGGCUUGAGUAUUUUUAGUUUUUAGUAAAGGUGCAAACAUUAGUUGUUGAUCAAUAAGUGUUUUUUCAGUGUUGAAGAGCAGAAAAUAUUCCGAGUUCUGCUGCCUCACCUUAAAACACCUGCAGUUUGAAGAGAUACUCGAUGUUUUAGACUUCUAAAGACUUGGCAGCUCUCUACCUUUCUCUCUUGACAUGUUUUGAGGAGCAGUUAGCUUACACCACCUACAUUACCUGCUGCUGAAGUGUUUGAAAAUCCACCCCUCGGAGUAUAUCUACAGGCUAGUCUUUCUGGUCUAAAUAUGGCUCUGCAGAUGCCACACACUUUUCAGUAUAUACCUGAUUGGCCCUGAUACAAAGUGUCAAGUCGAAGCUCCUUGUUCUAACAUUGAAAAUCUCACAUAUCGAUUCCGGUGCAACUUGAUUCCUGGCAAAGCUCUGGACUUCCCUCCACACACAUAUUCAGACCAUCAUAAAAUAUACAAUAGUUUAACCACUUCAAUAUCGCAGCCUGUACCGACCAGUAAAACACCAGUAUGUUGGACUGCAAGUCAUAUCCAUGUUUGCAGGUUAAGUAAAGUAAAUUUAACGCCAGUUUUCACGUCAUGAUUCAAAUCACAGACAGAAAGUAAUGAGUUAAAUGAAAAAAGUUUACACUCUAGCAGCUUAUAUCGUUGCUAUGUGAUUACUGUAAAUUUAAGUGAGAGUAUUUUUAUGGUAAACCUCUCAGACAGAGUACCGUUAUGGCUCUAGUGAGUGUAUUGAAUUUGUUGAAUGAAGUUAAAACAGUCAUAAAGGCUCAGCGAUUCUGGCUCACAAAGAUAAACCAUUCUGGUCUCCCUUCCACUCUGCCUGGUUGCCAUGGUUAUUUUCCUACUGAGUGUAUCCUUAAUGCAUGUUUUAUACUCUCCAUUCUUCAUGGAUAGCAGUCAAUGAAAUGGUUCCAGUGAUCAUAUUUUUACCGUGGUGUUCGAACAAAACAAAAAGGUUAACACAGAUGUGGUAACAGAUGGGUUUAAAUUGCCACUGAGAAGUUGGCCUCUAUUAAACAGGCUCAUGAUGUUUUCAGUGGAUGGACCGUCUCUCCCACUCCCUCUGAUAAAAAAAGAGCACUUUUACAAAAUGUCUAUCAAAACAAAAAGGCUUCAGUACUCAAAAUUCAGACUCUCAAAGGAGCAACAGGUUAUACCAACAAAUCCUCGUACCUUUGGUAAAUUUGAGAGAGUUUAAAAUAUUUAGCACCUCCUGACCUUGAAUGCUUUUUACCGUCACAGGGUUGCACCUACACCUCAGAUAAUGUCCCGAUAUUUUAGAGAUUAUUGAAGUAAAGCCAUGUCAGUUAAUGACGCCUGGUAUUUCACAGUGUUAAUUUGAUAGAAAGGCAUGUUCUACCUACCGAAGAGGAUUGGGGCCGCAAGACGAGAAAAAAAUUAAUAACAGAAGAGAGAUUUUUUUUAAUUUCCAUUUCAAGAUUAAUGUUGUAAUUUCAAGAUUAAAGUUGAAAUUUAAAAAAGUCAAAAUGCUGUAUGGCUUAAAUUUGUCGUAGCCAUCCAUGUGCCAGAGCGCAUUGGGUCUUCGGCUUCGGUAAUUCCUGCACCUCAGACUCUGGGCUCGUGUGUGCUCCACGCCCUCAGGAUCAAUCAGCUUGAUCAGUUGUCUUAUUGUAUCAUGCGAUACAACAUAGUCUCCCUGUAUAGCACGCAGGUGUAACCAUCGAUAAACCUGCAUCUGCAUUAUAAUCUUCGGCAUAGUCUUUUUAGAGUCCAAAUAUUUAAGACCACACUGUGUUUGUGUGCUAAAAGAGCAAGGAGUUCCUUAUCACUGAAUCCAACUCUAAAGUAAAGAUUUACAAACUCCUCUGCAGAAGACAUGUAGUCGAGUGAUAAUGCUGUUGAUUCAUUAUCAUUUAUCUCAACAUUAUGACUUUAUUCCUGAAAUUUCAUCUUUAUUUGCGUCGACUUUAAUCUCAUAAUUUUGACUUUUAUCUCGAAAUUUCAACUUCAAUCUCAAAAUUCGACUUUGACAUGAUUUCAAGUUUUAAUCUCAAAAUUUCGACUUUAAUCUCAUUCCUAUAAUUAUUAUUUUUUAUCUUCAUGUGGCCCUAAGCUGGAAAAAGCUAUUAAAAACUGUUUGAUGCCUAACACUUUAUGAGUCAAGAAAAUUGGUUGCAAACUUGUUUUUAUCCUCAACUGCAUGUGCGGUCAUCAGCAAAUAUUUGACGUGAAAGACAGCAGCUUUGGUUCCUGUUCAAAGAUAAGCAGUUAUUUUAACAGGAAAGAGCAAACUCGCCCUUUUUGGCCCUUUACUGUACAUUUAGCUUGGCACACUUAAUUAUACUUUGAAUUAUACUUUUAUUUAUCAUACCAUCUCACUAAAGGUAUUGCAGUUCAUUUUUCAUACAGCUUAAUAGUAACACAUAUCCCAUGAUUCACAUUGUAUUGAUAAUUCAUAUGGAUAACAGCGUUGCAGGGCCUGACUGCUCUCAUCUCAGCAGCUCAACAGUCCAUUAAAUUGCUUAUUGAUCUCCAACAUCACCACAUGCAGUCAGAUGAAAUUUAUACACACGAGAGGUCCAGCUUCCUAGAUUAAUGGAGAGGUCAAGUGAGUAGAUACUGUAAUAAAGUAGUAGCCUGAAUGGUGACUUCCUUGAGUAAAUCAGUUAGUUUAUGAACAUGUUCAUUUCCUGCUCCACUAGUGCACCCGAGGGAGACAGAUGCUAUCGAUUCAUUAGUGCUCUCAUUUUUCAAGAAAGUCUAGCAGAAGAACCUCCAUGGUAGCCCCUAUUGCAGGUAAGACAUCAUGUGAAGGUGAUGAAGGACCAUUUAGGGCACCUUUCACCUACACUGCAUGUCAUUUUACUGCUGAGUAAGCAACCACACAAAAUUGAUUUCAAUAGAAAAACUUCUGUGAGCUAGAUUAUACAAAGCAGUGAGUUGUUUUUUUAAUUAAAAUCAAAAAAUAUAUAGAAUAGAUGUAUAAUAUAUAAUAUAAUAGUGCAUUUAAAAGUUUAUAUACUGUUUUACUUUUUUCAUCAUUGUCGUAGUUUGGGGAGUUGCGAGCAUUCGUGAUUUUGGACUAAUGCUGCGUCCGAGUUACCUCGGAAGUCAGAUGUCUGAGCUGGGAACAAUGUCACACCCGGGUUACUAGCGUUUCAGUUACCAAGUCAGAAAAAAGCAAAAUUGGAGGCGGAAACAAGAUGGUUAAAUCUAUGAAAGUUAAUUUAGCACUUGCCUUGUCCUUGCUUAUAUUCAGACGAGGCAAGCGCUAAUAUAACUUUCGUAGAUUUAGCCAUCUUGUUUCCGCCUCCAAUUUUGCUUUCUUUCGACUUGCACUGGUAACUCUGAUGUGACAUCAUUCCCAGCUCGGACUUCUGACUUCCGAGGUAACUUGAACGCACCAAUAGUGCAUAAGCUUGGCUAACUGUUCCCCAAUGUCUCUUGUCAUUGCGCUGAACUAAGUUAAGCUAACCACUGUUGAUACUAGCUUCAUAUUUACAGCACAGGCAUGUGGUGAAUAUCUUUUUAGACAAACUCUAGGCAAGACUGAAAGUAAAAUUACUCAGAAACUGAUUUAGUGAACUGAUGUGUUAUCAGCACAAGUUGACAGUUAACCGUAGUCAGUAGCUAUAACUGUUGACUGUUUUUCAGUUUUGUUCAAACUGUGAAAAAACUUGUUGUCAAUGAGUUUGAGUUUGGGCACUAAGUUUGGUAAUGUUACCAUGGCAGCUCAUCCACACAUUAACAGUUUAUUUCACUGUAGCUCAGCAAGCUCAAACCAUGUUAUAUCAAAGUGUGGUCAUGUGUACCAGGUGGAGGUGGCCCAAUAUCCCAUCCUGCUCCCAGAACAUGAGCCAUCAGGUCAGCAGUACUGAAACACCUGAACACCUCAGGGCCACAUGGGAAUUACAUCGGAAAUUAUGUUACUUGGUGUGGGUCAUGCACUGUGUGCACAGCUUUUAUUUCCACAAUAGAAAAUACAUUCAUGCACAAAUACCUGCAGGGUUUGGAAUAUUGAACUAUUUUUGUAUGCAAGAUUUUACUUUUUUUUUUACAGUCCUCGAUCAAGGAAUAGAAAAGGCCAUGCAUACAUUUGUAGGCUAUUUUGUAUGCGUUAGCUCAUCCAAACCAUCUAAUUGCAGAAUUCCCAGGUAGCUUGAGCCCAAAUAAACACAGACACCAGAUCUCUCUUUACUUUGAGCUUAAUUCAAGUAAAUAACAGGUAAAAAAGCCCCAAUCCUACCCUAGCAAUCUGGUGUGCAAACAGAAUACAGACUGGGGUCCCUGUAGCACAGCAGUAACUGCCCAACACUUCUGAUGUCUCAUCUGUUUUCUGGAUGCAUAGAGUAGAAGCUGACAUGACGGUACGCAGAAACAUAGGGAGGUGAGAGAACGAGCAGAAUGACGGCAGAGCAAACACCAGCUGUUAGAACUGGAUUUGUGAGGGAUGGUUUUUCAGGCACAGAGGAUGGAUUAAGGCAGAUAUGAGAGUAAUAUUUAAACAGCAUGACUACAAUAUAGACUGCAUUCUUAUCCGAACAUCUGUUUUCUUGUAUUGGGUAGUUUGACUUUUGUCUUUUGAUUAUUUAUAUUUGUAAUUUUGAAGGUGUUAUGAAAUAUUAGCAAGGAGGAGCUCAAGUCUAUGAAAUUUAAGCACUGAAUGAAGUGAUAUUUAUCAGAACUUGAAGCUACUGAGACACUGGAAUUUGUGCGCUUCGAUAUGUCACUGUGCGUAUAUGUAUAUUAUUCAUAUCCAACUAAAAACAUAGACUUGUAAAAGGAAGUUUGCUUAUGGUAUUGGCAGGAAAAAAUGAAAGAAUUCCUCCAUUGUUGCUUUGAGCUGAAGUCAAAGAACUUGGAUUUCCCAGCCACAACCCUAACAACAACAUUUUUCUUUCAGAUUGUCUGCACACUUCUGCGCCGCACAGUGAGCUAUUCAGUCAAAUGUCAACAGGCAUUUCAAGCGUUGUUAUCUCUGAUCAAUAUGCAUUCACCAGAUUAGAGUUAUCCAUCAGGACUCUUGCACAGCUGAAUGCAUAUUGAUUUCGCUCCAAGUGAUCUCGGUGAUUGGUGUCUGUUCUGUGUGGGAUCUGAUUCUUCCGACAAUCUGUGACAUACAGUAAAGUGCGCAGUCAGAGCUGUCCUGAGUGGUUUGUGUGUUCACUUAUCAGUCAACAGUUAAACUCUAAAUGGGUGAAAAAAUGGGAGACUCUACAGUUUACAGUAUAUCAGCGUAUUUACCUCAGCUCUUCAGGGGUUCCACUCUUAUUGAUUGUUAUGUAUUACUGAUCACAUUUUUUUACUUUGUCAAAUAUGAGAAGGCUACUUGAAAUCUACCAAUACAAAAAACUGAGUCACUCAAAAAUUAAACUUUAAGGUCAGAUUUAAAAGAUUUUAAAUGCUAUUAAUGAAGUUCUUUACAGGAAGAAAGAAAGAGAUGAUUUUGAACACCCUGCAGAAACCGUGGACAGUCGCCACACUCAUGGCAUUAAUACACCAUGUUGGUUUUCACUGCCUGAAGUAAUAACAAGAGGCCUGUUAUGAAAGCAAAAUAAUACUUUACUACUCCUUUGAGCCAAGGAUGAGGAUAAUGACGGGCUCAAACAUGUGCAAAGCAAUAUGUAGGACAUUGAAGGGUAAAUGUCUGAAGUCACCUGAUAUCUCUAAAAGUCAAAUACUCAUGCAGGGGCAGAGAAAUUUUGCACUAAGCAGUUUAUCACCAACUAUUAAAACCAAAAGUUGGUUUCAAAGCUAAAAUCCUGUUGCUAAAACUUUGAUCAGGAGGUUCUUCAUUAAACAAACACAUUCCUGUAAGGGCUAAUGUGAGAAAGUGUUCAUGGGAAUCAGAAUCCUGACAGGAUAAGUCCCUGACCCCUGAUUUCCACCACAUCCAAAACGGCUAGGAAAAGGCUGUAUCCGCCGAUCGCAGCUGAUUGUUUCCAUUCAUGUCAAUGUGUCAAUUUCCGACGGCUUCUUUCCGUUCCGCUGCGGAUCGGCGGACUCCACAGCUGAUCGCAAGAGUUCUAUUUUUUACUUACGCAGCAGCAUGCCGCAUGAAUUCUGCACAGAUUAAUCCGUGCUGGAAAGGAAGUCGUGCUCAGACACAAAAUAAAACAUCCGUCUUCUUUUCAAAAUAAAACACUCGCGUUUCAGACGGAUCAUAUUUCACACCACUUCAAAUCAGGGGGGUUCACACAUUCAGAAAAGCAAGCCCAAAUAAGCAACUACUAGUUAAAAACAAGCCCUAAAAAAGUUUUACAAGUGACUUCUGAGAGAAACAGUCCUAAAGUCGUUCAUAAUAACGGACUUGGCAACUAUAAGGCACGUAUAUUUUGCCGAUGUUUAAACUUGUCUCUGUUCAAUGCAGAUCUAGGAUGUACGCAUGUGCAUCCAAACGGAAAUAAAACAACGGCUAGGUUUUCAAAAUAAAAGCAACACACUUGUAUAGCAUGUUGAUGAUUUCAUUGACGGACCUCACGAAGGGCCGGGCAGGGACAUCCAAAGGGCCGGAUGUGGCCCUCAGGGCGUAAGAUGCCCAGGUCUGCGAUAGUGCGAUGAAGUUGGUAUAACUGGAGAAGUAAGCAGUCUCUCAAGGGGGUGUCUAAUUCGGUGUUACCGUGUGUUUGAGCAUAACUCAAAUUUACGCCGGAAUAUCCCUUUAAUUUCCACAAGUCUACAGAAAGUGCCAGUUCAGCUGGCAGUCCAGUAACAUUGAGACAUAUCCCAUGUUUUGCAACAUCACUGGUUGCAUUUCUGCUCCAUAAUUUUUCACUGUCUUCCAUUCUUAGGAAAUACUGUCUGAAAAUUAGUUAGUUCAGCCCGGAGGCACACAUUUCCUAAGCUUGAAAUACGAUAAGAUUUUACUUGCAGUUCCAGCGCUGAAUAGUGUGGCAGAUUUAAAAUCGAGAUGAUUAGUUUCCUUUUUGUGCAGCCAAGGAAGUAAAGCUGCUCCAUUUUGGUACGAGCUGAAGAUGUGAAUCAGAAGGAAAAAAAAGAAUUAACCUCAUUAAACUGGCUGAGGAAAAAUCCAGCUUUUCUUUCUUCUUUAUUUCUGAGGGGGAGAGUUCUAUAUUUAUGAUUUCUGUCUAAUCAGUAUGAAAAACACCCACUAAUUGUUUAAUGUGAUGCAGAAAGACGUCUUUGCUGGAAAUAGCAAAGCAUUACCUCCAGUUUUAUAUCCCUGUGACACAGCAAGUUACCAAACACCCAGCACUUGACAUCAACACUUGCUUGUGAUGUCAAGACGACUUAGGUCAUCGGCUUUUCACAGGAGAUACAAUCAAGCAUCCCUGGGGUAGCAAUGACAUUUCUUUGAAAGCAUCUCUCCUCUGUGGGAGAGAAACUGAUUGGGGAAAAAAAAGUGUCAUCUUUUGGCACGACGAAGGGUGACGAUUGCAAAGAAGGAUGAGUUGCAGAUGGUGAACUGCUUCUAUAUAUAUUGGUAUUCAAAGCAGGAUGGUUGAUAAUAGUGCUGAAGGAUAAACUGACAGAUUUGAAAGUAAAAGGGUCUCUUCUUCUGUUUUAGAUAGUGAUGGAGAGUGCCUCUGCUGCACCCUCAUUAAAAGCUCCUCUCCAGGCAGCAGAUUGAUUGUGUUGCACGUCUGCAUGUUGUUGCGCAGUCAUUCUUACGUCUGCUGCUCUAAACGUGUUUUUGUUGAUUUUUUUUCUGCACCAGGAUUACCUUCUCUUCAGUCUUGAUGCUCCCUUUUCCCUCAUACUGCAUCAGACACGAGCCUCUAAGGCCUACACCUGUUCCUGUUUCUCCAGCUUUGCUUUUAUUCCUGCAUGUUGUAGCUGCAGAGUCAAAAAAAAAAGCUUAAUACCUUUUGCUACUUUGGGUGUCUCACUCAUAACGUUCUGCUUUAUCUGCUGCAUCGAUUUGUUUUGUUUUAACACCUAAAGCUUCAAGAGGCUUUGUGAGCAAUUUGGAGUAUAGAUCUGUGUCGUAUAUAUUAGCAUCCAGGUCACAUCAGUGUGUUGUGUGCAGUGCAUGGAACACUGGAUUACACGCUAUUAGCACUGGCUGUGUUUUCAGAGAGCAGAAAAGCAUACGACUCUGCAGAGGGAAGCAGAGAAGCUCCAUGGCUCCAUGUGAGGCAGAUGACCUACUUUUCCACUCUAGGCGAUAAAAUACUGUAUCCAGCCAUGUAAAAUUCCUCCAUCACUUUUCCACUCCGCAUGAGAAAAAGGUUAAGAAAAGAGGGAGCUUACCUGGCUGGUCCAAGCACACUGGUUCUGUGAGCCAUUUGAACCUGCACAUAUUCCAGUAAGCUAAUCUAGUUUUUGUUCACUCUGCCGAAGCUGCGGAGGAGCUGCAUGAAAUAAUUUAAAGACUGGCACCAUCAGCCGGUCGAUAAACAGAGGAUGGAGAGAGGUUUGAUUUCAGGCUGUUUGAAAAAGAGAGGAGGCAGUUAAUAAAAGUGUGCUGACAGAGGGCAAUGUACCAGAACCGAGCAUGUCAGGGGGAAACAAAUGACUCCACUUAAGUGUUCUGGAUUAAUUUGUUCCCUCCUCCACAGAUAAACAUGCACAGAGGCUGAGUUCGAUUAAUGUGGGACUUCUGAUGAAGCCAUCAUCUGGAAAAAUCGUCUUUUCAACAAGUUGCAAUAAACGAAAAAAUUUUUCCCAAUAUAAUAGCUUUUUUUGUGCUAUAAUGGACAUUAAGUCAGCACAUGGCCGACAUGAUAGAUAGUCUUGAAUUUGUAAAUCUGAAACAUUUAGUGCCGUUUUUGCUCUGUUUGGAUCACAACCACCAAGUAGAAGAUAUGACUCUUUGAUACAGGCUUACACACAUUAGUUGAAAAGGUCCUCUGGUUUACAUUUGGUGCUUUUAUAGUGUGGCCCAGUGAGCAUUUUUCCCUUCAAUACAAGCUGAAAAAAAAACGACCAGUGCUGAAAAAAUGUUGAAUUAGGGUGACCAUAUUCUGAAUCCCCAAAAAGAGGACACGACUACGCGAGGGCAGGGUCACGGAGUCGCAUGUAGUAAAUUUUGAGAAUUUUUGGGGUCGGGUUAAGUGUUUUUUACGCGCUUCUGACUCAGUAAGUCCACGCAACAAAAAUUUACAAGGCAAGGCCAGACAGCCCCCGAAAAAGAGGACAUGUCCGGGUAAAAGAGGACGUAUAGUCACCCUAUUGAAAUCUAGUUCAAAACUCAAGGUCUAUUGGCUCCUGUCACAAGAACUGUCAUGAUUUCACACAGACGAUAACAUUUUUCAUCUCAUCUAAAAUACAGUAUUUUGUAGCUACAAGAAUUGUUUUACAGUCAUCAACAUAAAAUGUCAGACAAGACUCAGAUUUUAACCCUAUGUACUGUAAGUCCAACAAUCUUGACUGCCAAACACAGACAGAGUUACCAGCUCAUGUGCUUUUAUCCCUUAUCCUGAAGGCUGUCCCUUAGAAAACUACUUCCCGGCAGUGUCGUGAUAUUUAUUUCCAUUCUCUUUCACCCCUAUGGCAGCCAUACUUUAGCUGGUUUGGAUUUCCAAACUUCAAAACUACAGAGUGACAUGCAACAACUUUGGCUUUAGUAACUACAAACACGAGUGGAGUAGCUUUAAACAAGGAGCCUCAAAAAAUAAAACUUAUUUUACCUAAAAAUACUGCUAAUAUACUGCUAUUAAGUUGUGGUCAAGAGACAAACUCUGAGCAGCUGCUGCAGCAGGACAGAUUCUGUGUCUUUCAGUGAUGAACUGCAGUUAUGUUGCCAAUAGAGUUGGUCAGCCAGGGCAACCACACAGAUAUUUCUUUAUUCAAAUACAAUAUGAGUCACUUUUAUACGAGCUCCAAAUGUAGCUAGGUCUGGUUUGCAGAAAUCGCAUGCUGUGUGGGUGUUUUACUUUCCAGACUUAGUCUGAUACAAUCUGAAUACAAUAGGCGCAUCAGAAAUAUCACAGCAGGCAGUCUGAACAAGGCUUCCCUUAACAAAGAGAAUUGUGUUUAAAUGUACUUCAAGUAUACUGUUUUUAAACUAAGUAUGCUUUCAGUUUACUUUUUAUGCACUUUCAGAGAUAUACCGAUCAAAAUUUAUGUUAACUAUACUUGGCUUGUACUAAGAAUUAUACUGAAGUCUAAAUAUAUUUAACCCACACAAAAACUUUUAAUCAAGAUAUAUUGAAGUAUGUCUUUGUGCCUUGGGUUUAAAUAUACUUGGUCAGUGAAUACUUCCAUGUAUCUUUUUAAGAGUAUACUCUUUUGGGUUGAUCACCUAAAAAUGUCUAUUUAAUGGGUUUUGUUAACUACAAAGCAGUAGAAGGAUCUGGGAACUUUUUUUCAUAUAUGGUGCACAAAAAUGCUUUUACACAAGGACUGAACGAUAUCCUGUUUCAGCAUCACAAUUGUGCAUGAACAAUAGCCACAUUGAUGCGACCUGAAAGAUGUCAUGCUGUCACUGCUUUCUCUUUGUCCAAGAUUAAUCUACAAAGAACACCUAUCUAAAAUCACUCUACUGCAGUCCAACAAUCCAACACACAGAGAAACUGACUGUGUCACAUCACUGUAGAAUGUAAACAUGCAUGCAAGAUGCGACUCUUCUACCAUCACAGAUGCAGGAGAGGAUAGUCCGCUUUAAUUUAAUUAAGACAAUAAUCAGGGGGCUUGCAAUGCAUUUACAUUAUUUUUUUUAAUUGACAAUUUAUGGUUUAUAAAAAAAAAAACCUUCGAUUUUGUAUUUUCACAAAAAUUUCACUGAUUUUAAUAGGGUUGGGAAUCACUAGUGACCCCACGAUAUGAUACUUUCACGAUACUUGGGCCAUGAUACAAUAUUAUUGCGAUUUUAACAUUUUGAAAUACAGAACAUUUUUCAACUGUUUAUCUAGUUUUUUUGCAUUUGGCUUUUCUUUAUGUUUGUCUUAUUCACGCUGUAUUUUAUUUUCAUGUUGCAUGUCUUGCAAUCCUUAUAUACAUUUGUUGCACUAACUUUUUCCUGCUCUAUGAUAUCACUUCUGCCAACGUCACUGGACAAAUAGUUGAUUUUAUCAUAGAUUUGACCUCAUAUUUGAAGUCAAAACACUUAUUUGAAAAAUCGAUACCUGGUAAAUGAGACGAUACGAUAUAUCACCAGACAAAAUAUCGCGAUACUAUGCUGUAUCCAUUUUUCUCCCACCCCUAGUUUUUAAGCACUUAAAAUACAAGCACUCUAUCAUUUAUUUGAUUUAAAUUCCUGUUUUUUUUUUCAUAAACUACUAGUGCACACACAAAAAAGUCUGGUUGUGGUUGUAAUUUUAGGUUAAGCUAUUGUGUUUCUUUGUCAGGAAGUAAUCUGACCAACACUGACUCACAUUUCCACGCUGAGUGAUUGUCCUGCCGUACCCUCACACAAAACCAUCGUCUGGAGAGAAACCACCGCACUUACAAACAUAUUUACUCAUUUUUAACGUCACGUCUGCUGGUGUCAGUCAGCCCCGUCAUCGCACUGGGACAGGCUGUAAAUAGCAACCACAUCAUUGUUGUGUUUUCUGCUCAGUGUCAUCAGUACCCAGAGGAGGUUAACCUUUAGAUGGCUGUAAGAGCUUGCUGGAAGUGUGCAUUCGUGACACCGGCGGGUGGGGGCAGCGAGCCAGGAUGACAGAGAAGGAAGAAUCGUGUCACAGUGAGUCAUCCUCCCGUGGUAGUGGCUCAGACAAUAGAGAGUCUGUGAUGCUGCCAUAUGAUGAGUGUGUUACAUGUUUCUGCAGAUGAAAUGCAACAGCGGAGGGAUGUGUGGCGCAAAAGACGUGAAAAAAGAAUCUUCGAAGUGAUUAAAGACCUUCAAAAUCAGACAUAUUUGUGACAUAGAAAAUGAAGAUGAAUAUGGUUUUAAAAGAGGAUGAAUAUGGCUAAUUUUUAACUAUAAUUUUAACACAGUUAAAGGUGGGGUAGGCAGGAUCUGAGUUGGUGCCAGUUUUUGGGAGAAAUCUUGAGUGUAAACACUCAGCUCCUCCUCUCCCCUCUAUCUCUGCUCCAGCAAGCCCCGCCCACAAACAGACGCUCGUCCUCACUUGUAUCCUUUCAAUUAACUUUGGAUAUAAUGCAGAUAAAUUCUUCAGAUAAUUACAAAUGGAGCCCAGUCAAUGUGAAAAUAAAAAUCAUUGGUGCUACUGUAGAUGCCAACAGACUACCAGCAAACACAAUGUUUGCAGGACUUCUACAACUAGCAUAGAGUGAUAGCAUAAAGGACCCGAGGUCAACAGUUGAGCGGCGCUACAACACGCAGCAGGUCCCGUUUGACAAGAAACACUUAUGUUACAGACACUUGGCUUACUUUGUUAAAGUGGUUUACCUGUCCAGCAGAAAGGUUACAGGGUCACCAAGAUCCCGAAGCGUCCCCCAUCGUUUAAUCAUUGAUGUUGACCCCGGCUUUUUAGCUCUUGUCCGGUCUACCUCCUUUUUAAGCGCCCGUCAUGUUGUGGACAAAGGAAGAUUCAGACAAUUUUCUGUACUUUCUGGUUGCUUUCUACUCUACGAUAGCACGCUACCUUUGUUUGGGCUUGUGAACGUUAUUCAAGGUCGUGGAGCGUGCCUCACAACAUGAGGGAGCAGCGUCUGCCUCACAACCAAUCAGGAUGGGGGAGGCGGGGAAUGGCUUCGUUUACAGUCAGAAAGAGCAGGCCACUCAAAAAAUUUGAAAUGUUGACUACACAGACAUAAGAGAACACAGCAAUAUUAUUAAAUUACAAAAUGUCAUCAAUAACUAAUAGCUAUUGACUGAUAUUAAAAGCUUUUUUGUAUCUACACCACAAAAAAGGAUCUUCUUUAGCAGAAUCCUGCCUACUCUACCUUUUAAUGUUGGUCAUGUAGUAGAUCCAUUAUUGAUGUUUUCUCAACUCAACUCAACUCAACUUUAUUUGUAGAGCACUUUAAAACAACCACAGCUGUACAAAGUGCUGUACAUAACAGGACAAAAACAGCAAGAUAAAAAACAAUCAAGAAACAAUUAAAACAAUGGAUAAAAUAAAAGCAGAAUUAAUAAUAAAAUAUAGCUUCAAUGUUUUUAAAAACUAAUUUAAAAACAUAGAAACAAAUAACUAAAAACAAACCAUAGAACAUUAAAACAGGAGCCGAGUCUCAUGCAGGGUUAAAAGCCAAUGAAUAAAAAUGGGUUUUAAGACGAGUUUUAAAAAUGGACAGUGUGGGGGCUUGUCUAAUUUGGAGGGGUAGCUCGUUCCAUAAAAUUGGGGCAGCAACAGAAAAAGAUCUAUCCCCUCUGAGCUUCCGUUUGGACCUCGGUACCUCCAGGAGCAGCUGAUCAGCUGACCUGAGGCACCGAGCUGGGGUGUAGGGGUGGAGAAGCUCAGAGAGGUAAGAUGGAGCCAGACUAUUUAAAGAUUUAAAAACAAAUAAAAGAAUCUUAAAAUGAACUCUAAAAUGCACAGGUAACCAGAGGAGGGAGGCCAGGAUGGGAGUCAUGUGCUCCCUCUUACGUACGCCAGUUAAGAGCCGGGCGGCUGCGUUUUGAACUAACUGGAGACGUGAGAGGGAGGACUGGCUGACUCCAAAAUAAAGUGCGUUACAGUAAUCCAGCCGAGAUGUAACAAAGGCAUGGAUUACUGUUUCAAAGUGCGUACGUGAAAGAAAAGGCUUUGCCUUCGCCAGCUGCCUAAUAUGAUAAAAACUGGAUUUCACUACGGAGCUAAUUUGCCUGUCGAAUUUAAAAUCACUGUCCAUCUUAAAACCCAAAUUUGAGACGGUUGGCUUUAAAUAAUCUGCUAAAAUACCCAAGUUUACAGGAGGGGUUUCACAAGGGCCACUGGGACCAAAGACCAUCACUUCCGUUUUUUUUUCAUUGAAGUUUAAGAAAUUCAAAGCCAUCCAGGCUUUGAUGUCUUCAAGACAUGCCAGAAGUGGAGUGAGGGAGAAAGCAUUUUGACUAAAUACAUACAGCAACUAUAUCAAUCAAAACACUGAUUGAUAAUCACACUGACUGGCUGGUUAAUAUCAUGCCAGUAAUUUCCAAAAAGUCUAGUUUUGAUGUGAUUGGAAGCUUAAAAUGGUGUAUAAUGUUGUGUUUGACAGCUCUGUUGACAUCUUCUGCCGAGCAGUGUGUUCAGGAUUAGCUGAGUCGAGGAGAAAAGGCAAAAGAAAAUCUAACAGAUGCUAACAGGAGUCAUUUAAACUUUUCAUAACCCGGAGUAUCUGCUCCGAAUCAACUGUAAAAGCUGUGACACUGCAGUCUGGAGCAACCUGAGGGAUUUUGUAGUUUUAGCAUUAAUAUUUUGGAUUUCUAGACUGAUGUUUUUUUUUUUGCUGCAUUUUUGCUUUUAUUGGACAAGACAGCUGAAAAGUAACAGGGAGUAGAGAUUGGAGUUGACAGGCUAGGAAGUAAAACCAGCAACCACUUUAAUGAGGACUAUAGCCUCUGUACGCCCAGUUAGACUGCAAGGCCAACAGCAACCUCAGUUUUGACAUUUAUUUUGAUGUAUGUUGUGGAGAGGGCAGUAGCACAGUCUGGCUCCACCGGAGUAAGAUAUCAGUACCUGUCAUGGAGGGGUAUUUAAUCUUCUCCUCUCAACAACGGGAGACUCAUUAUCCAGUUAGUCGAUGGUACAAACAUUUAUAACUCUAAGGAAGUGUAUCUUAAUAGCUUGUCCUGUGACACUUUCAAUGGCUGUUCUGGUGAAAUGUAUUCACAGUCUUUGCAGUCUCCCCUUCAUAUCUUAAGUGAUCCUUGAACUUCUCUAACAUUUUAAUGAAUCCUGGUCAUUAAAUCUGCCUAAUCGAAACUUUCUUUAAAUCCGAAGUGAUAAAACGUCAGCAAAGGUAUUGAAUUAGAGUUUCAGGCUUGGUACUUGUUAAACAUCAGCAUGUUGGUAUCCUCAUUGUGACCAUGUCAGAAUGCUGAUGAUAGCAUUUAGUUCUGCCUCACAAAGGUUUAACAGGGCUUGCAUGGCUGUGGAAUAAACCGCCCAAGGAUAUCUGAGGCAAUUUGGCUUCACACUGCUGCUGAUGCAGCACUCUCACUUCUUGUGUGGAAUACAUGUGAGUGUCUGGGGUGGAGGUGGGGGGUGGAAGGGGCGAUAAAUGUGGUAAAAAUGAGAAUAUCCCAGUGGGACAAUAAUUGAAGGAGAGGCGCCUGGAGACAACACCUGUGUUUGAAAUGCUAACUGUUUUAUAGAGCAGACUGUGAUAGGGCACCUUGUUCUCUGCAGGGUCUUUUCUUUUCUUAGAGGGGUGGGGAGGCGUGGGUGUUACAUGCAAAACUACUUAAGAAACCACAGUUUCUUUUUACUGCGGGUGAAAAUUACAUAGACGUUGGCUUAAAGGGAUAUUCCGGCGUAAAAUUACAUUGGGGUCAAACACACCGUAACACCGAGUUAGACACCCCGUCGAGAGAUGAAUGUUGCCGCGGUUUGCUUCUCUAGUUAUACCAACUUUAGUAACGAUCGCAGGAUAGCAAUACAGAGAGUCACGUGCUCAACCAAAAAGCCACUCUAUAGCCACAAAUAAUGCUCAGAACAGCACCAAACUUCAUUAACAGUACAUAUAGGGUCCCAGCCAUAGUACUAGCCACCAAACAUCUUUUUAACUUUGUCUAAUUUCUUUAGCAAAGAGACUAAACACAACUCACCCACUCUCUUCCAGCAGCCGCUUGUUUGUAGCGAAACCUCGGACCAGUGCAUCGAUUGCAGCGGAGUUUCGCAGCUCAAGGAAGAACAUUUGUGAUCAUUACUUUAUGAAAAUGCAAUCAGACCGAGACGCUAAGAUAGAAGAACUACAGCGUCUGCAAUGGAAAAUGAUAAAUAUGGUGAUUAUUACUUCAAGGAAAUGAUAAAGUAAUGAUCAUAAUGUUCUUCCUUGAGCUGCGUCACCCCGCUGCAGUUAAUGGACUCGCCCAAGGUCUCACUACAAACAAGCGGCUGCUGGAAGAGAGUAGGUGAGUUGUGUUUAGUCUCUUUGCUAAAGAAAUUAGACAAAGUUAAAAAGAUGUUUGGUGGCUAGUACUAUGGCUGGGACCCUAAAUGUACUGUUGAUGAAGUUAGGUGCUGUUCUGAGCAUUAUUUGUGGCUAUAGAGUGGCGUUUUGGUUGAGCGCGUGGCUCUCUGUAUUGCUAUCCUGCGGUCAUUACUAAAGUUGGUAUAACUAGAGAAGCAAGCGGUCUGCAACAUUCAUCUCUCGAUGGGUUUUCCAACUGGGUGUUACGGUGUGUUUGACCCUAACUUAAUUUUAUGCUGGAAUAUCCCUUUAAAGAUUUAUGGUGGUUGCUGAUUGACAGUGAAGCUGCUGAUAGGUCUCCCUACAUUUCUGUGUCUUUCGAUUUUAACAGGGGGUCACAUUUUGGAUCCUGAAGUGGUUUUGGUUCUAUACUAAGAGGAGGUUCUUGGGAAGUAAUCUUUAACUGGGUCAGUUAGUGGGAAUAUUUGCAGGAGCAGGCUGCACUGUGAUGGGGGUGCACACAGGAUAGCAGACCUUAAUAUUGCUCCCAUAUUCAGAUUGGGAUUCAGAUUAUCAGAUCCCUCAAAUCUUUAAUCGGAUCGAUAAAUUUUGCCCAUGUAAACAUGGCUAGUGUUGUCAGUACUUUAAAAUACUGUCUGGAUCUUGAUUGAUAUGGGAUUUUAAUACAGACACCAAACCAGAGUAGACAAACUCGCAGCAGAUAUCAUGAAUAACUGAGCAGUGCACCAAUAUAAGAGCACAAAAGUUUUAAAAAGUUUGAUUUCUUGAACACAAAAUAAGGUAACUGAUGACAGCAUUGAUUAUGAUAUUGAGGAUCAAUGAUGAGUCUCUGUAAAUAGCAUAACAGAAAUUAUGGUCCAUACUAUGUGCUUUUGUAAAAAAUAAAGGAAUACGUUGAGAAGCUCAUUGCAUUCUGAAACUUGAUAAGACAGAUGUUGCUCAAGACAAAAGCUUCUGUCAGUUGAAAUUGUAACUUUGUAAAUUAGUUUUUGUGAACAUUUUUAAAAAUGUUUUAAUCAUUUCAAGCCAAGUCUUGUGUAGACUAGCUGUGAUCAACCGCAGACGGUACUAAGCUCACUGAGUCAGAGUGAUCCCUUCAGUACAACAGCACAUGAAAGCAUUCUAAAUCAUCCCAAGCAUCGUUGUUUAUCUUGUAUGAUCCUUAAAAAAGUAUUAUUAUAAGCACCCUCUAACAUCUAACCUGACACCACUUCAUUUGUAGACCUAUAUUUAUCUCAUAUCUGUCAACAACACCAAUCACAGUUUGUAGUGCUAAAUCUUCAUGGGUGUCACUCUGUCUUACUGUGAGCAGAAUCAUAUUCUGGUGAAAAGACAGGCAGGAUGAUCAGAGGAAACAAGCAGUUUUCUUGUUCCGCAGAAGUGAAAAGUCCAAAAAACAGAAAGUCGAAAAAUACAUAGUGGAAAAAAGUAUAAAAGUAUCUUUCACACCUGACUUCUUGUGGUCUGUGUUUGACCUACAGGCUUUAAUUUUGAGAAAGAGGCCAAGGAAGGCCAAGUAAUAAACUGUCUGAGAAUAGCUGCAUACCACAGGGAGGAGGUAAAAACUUCUCUGGUGUGGCUCACAGGGCAUCUAUCUCAUUUGGACCAGCAAUCUUUACUUUCCUUACCUUUCCUAUAGGUUCAAAAACAGCUUAUAGCAGCGAUGAUGAUUCACAAUUUAAAAUAAAACAAGCUGGAGGACAAUACAAGGGUAAGCUCGAAGCAAGAAAGCACUAUGACUAAAACGCACUUGCAAAACAGGUGCAGAAGAGUGACGAAUUAGAAGACUGAGGGGGAGGAUGACGGUACAGAGGAACAGAGGAUAUGUGAGAGAACAAAGCAUAGAGGUCACUGCUUGAGGGAAAAAAUAGUGGGAUGUAGACUAACAAGAGUGACAGUGGGAUUCAUGAAUAUUCAAAACAGUUUAUCUGCAGGUGACAAUACAGAGUUCAGCAACCCACAAGCAAUUUAAAAGGGGAGGUUUAUCAUUUAGGGAGCGUGUGCCGGGAUGAGUAAUAUCCAAGUGCAAGCUUUAGUAAACAACAGAUAAUUACUUGUUUUGUCCCAGAUUUCUGUGUGGUUUGCUUAACUAUGUGCUAAUGAAAACAUGGUUCAGACAUGGUUUAACCCUUUUAAGCCUGUAAUAUUAACAGUCCGCCUGGUCAUUAUUCUCUUUUUUUAGCUGUAAAUGUGUCAAAAAGUGUCUUUUGUGUGAAAUCUUUUGCCCCUUUUUUCAAGAUAAGUUAAACUUUCAAAAUCUCUCAAGUAUUUUACAUUUUUAACAUGUUAUAUAUAGUUAAACUGUGUGAAAUAACAACAAAAAUAAAAAAACGGAACAGAUUUUUUUAGAAAGUUUUGUAUUUGUGAACACUUAACUAACCAGAUCAUGACGUGCGUAUUCAUGCACCAAACUUUAUUCAGAUUAGAAGCAUUUGGACAUGCGCAGAGAUGUCUAAUUUCACUAAAACAACCGCAGAAGAAGAGUUGAAUUAACCCCUGUGCUGUCAACAAACCAACAAACGCGGUAGUGGCUCACUACAUCCAAUUCAGGAUUCUCCCCCCCUGUUAAAUGUUGUCACUAGAUGGCGCCCUUGUUUACUUGUUUUACUGCUCUGUCAAAGGUUGAACUGUGUGUGCAGAUGUGACAUCAUUACGCUGUAGCUAUGUAUGCCAUGUUAUGUUAUUGGAGGAGCACACACGGCACCUGCGGUUGUGUUUUUGCCAGAGUGUAAAUAAUGAAACCUCCUGGCCUCAGUAAAUAAGCCAAAGGCUAAAGAGUGAGGACCGAGUCAGGUAAGAGAGUCAUGUGAGAAUAAGUGUUUCCACGGACGCAUUUUGGAAUACCGAUCGGCUCAAACCCCCCCUCUCGUUUGGAAUACGAUUUCUUUCUGAUUGGGCUGAACUGGAUCAGGAUUUUCCGAUCGACCCGUUUACAUGGCGCUUUAUAAUUCCGAUCGGUCCUUUAUUCCGAUUAUUUGUGCCCAUGUAAAUGCAGCUUCUGACAGGAGUGCAAUCGCAUUAGAGAGUUUCACUGAGUCGGUCCAGUGUGGUGCCAUUAUUUGUUUGAUGAUGUCCAACUUCAACCUCUAAAUAGCACGUUAAUUACUUUUCAGAUUAAUGACAAAGUAGGUUAAAUGUCAGGGAACGAUUCUCAAGAAGUUUUUCUUCAGAUCUUUGUGUCUUUUAACCUUUUGUCCAAACGUCAAGGAUGUCCUGUUUCAAAGUUUAAUAUAUUAAACAGAAAAACGAGCUAAAAUCAUCAGCAACCGGUCGUUUUGAAUGUCUAAUACGUAUCUUAAUAACACAGGCUGUAAUUCUGGGGUCCGUUUUCUGUUUCAGUUAAUUUACAAGUCCAGGAUUGUAGCACAGAUUUAUCUUGCUGGCCUUCUUCUGUGAGAUUAUCCUUGGAUACUUGUUUGUUUGCCAGGGUCAUGAUAUCUCAUCAGUCCAUGAAUGGAGACUCUGUGUCCUCAGCGGUUCCUAUCUGAGAUUGUGUCCAAAUUGUUAAUGUGGUUAGAGGGGCCUGUGGGAGAACAGCUUCAGAAAGAUGCUUCUUUUUACUUAAGUAAAUGUAUAUGUGGUCUUUUUUUUACAAAUGGUGUCAUACUUUAAUGAAUUCUUAUGUCAACUGAAAACUAGUUCAAGAAAAUGACGGUUAGUUUGAGUUGAAGAAGCAGAAAGUGUGGAUUGUAUCGUCCGCUUAUUUUAGCCCCUAUUUUAGGUUGGUUGUAACGACAUGAAAAGAGAGCAAGCUUGUCUUUUCUGCCAGCACAGCAAACAGAGAGGUCUUUGUCGACUCUCAUCAGCCCAAUUUGCAGGGCUUUAUGCAAGGUGGAUGAAAAUACUCUGCAGAUAUACCUGCAAAGGCGUAACUAAAAGUUCAAGCUGUUGGAGGUUGUCUGAUGAGUGUCGGGAAGUUUUUGAAAUCAGUCAGUCGUUUUAUUGGCAAAUACAACUGUGUUGAUAUCCUGCACAGCGGCAAUUGAUUAAUCCUGUUCAGCGGCUCUUUAUCCCCUGAAGAUUAAUGCUGUUUUGGCUGUUAGCAAUGUCUGCGCCUGAAUUAAACAUGAGGCAGCAGCUCAGUAGCAUCCUGACAGGAUAAAUUCAUCCUCUUCAUGUUUGUAACUAUGAAUUAUUUGAUAAGUAACACUGUUUACUUGAAUAACAGUGAUGCUCAAUAAAGCAUUAUGACACAAAGGCUGCUGUAUCCUGCUGGUGUGUUAAAAGGAUUAAUAGAUGCGAGACUUGAGCUGUAAUAUUUCAUUAAAAGAGAUCAAUACUUGAAGAUGCUUUGGCCUGUCAUGGCUUAGCUCCUUCUGCACCGGUACAUGGUUUUCUGAGCUUUUUAACUAAUGUGAUACUUCAUUCACCUUCGCUUCCUAGCUAACUUUAAAAAGCAUGCAUUAAGAGCAAACAGGAUGUUACAAAGCGACAAUAAUCUUAGUAAUUCCUCGUGAACUAAGGGGAAUUUUCUACACGCUGAUGCUUAUAAUAAUAAUAAUAAUAAUAAUAAUGAUAAUAAUAAUAAUAAUAAUAAUAAUGCUGUUGUUCAAAAUCAAUAAUAUAAUCUGACAUCGACACACCGCUGUCUCUCAUAAUCUUGUCAAAGUUUGAGUAAACUUCAUAGAUUAGGUCUUUUUCUUCCUUAAGAGACCAGUUGUCGAGUUUUGCAAGCGGCGUGACCAUACCAAAGUCUUUAUUCAAGUCUUCUACCGGUAUUUCCAUGGCCAUCUCCCACGCUCUCCCCGACAAUGCCAAAACAACAGCAAGUGCUUGUUUCUUCUUCUCCAACUCUGUAACUCUGGUCCAAAUAGCGACUUCAUUCUUCCAGCUUUCAUACAACUUCCCUUCGUCAAAGCUCGGCGGGACUCUGUAGUUGCUAGCCAUUCUCUGCUACCAUGUUAAACUAAAAUGAAAAUGAUUUCAGCAACACUUUUGCUUCAGUCUGCCAAAAGCACACAGUAACUACAACAGCUUCCGUAAUAAACCGUAUAUAUAUAUAUAUAUAUAUAUAUAUAUCUAUCAGCCUACAUUCGCUACUUCCUCUUUAGGGUUUUUCACAAUAAGAGUACCCAACAGAACAUAAUAAUCGUGACUUAACAGGAUAUUCACAGCUGCCCUUGGGCAGACUGACAGAAACGUGGCUGCCAGUUUACGCCUACGGCCUCUCUGACCACCACGACACAACACUCACAAUCAUAUACCAGUGGAGGACACACACUUGGAGCAAGGUGGGUUAAGUGUCUUGACAAGGGCACAAUAGACAGACUCGGGAUAGGGGGGAAACGAACCGUUAACUUUCCAGUUGUUGGUCAUCUGCUCUACCUCCUGAGCUACUGUUAGGAAUGAAACUUGACUGUAUGUCAUUAAAUGUGCUUUGUCACAACAUAUGACUCAGCUUUCCGUUAAGUGGUUCACUAUUUGUUACCUUUCCAGUUGCUCAGUCCGGUUAAUUUAUCUAUUUUUUAAUGGAUAAACAGUGUAAAAAUAUCAGCAAACCCAAAUCUCAACUAUACCUCAAAGAACGACUUAAAAUUACAUGAUUUAAAUCUGCAUCGGUUUUGUACUGCAGAUUCACAGCUUGAGUUAUCCUCCUCCGAGAUGACCUGAUACUGAACUGCCAGUAUUUUUUCAAGCAUUCCCCCGAAACAACAGGACAACACUGCCUUAUUCCCUGAAAUAACUGUGGUGUGAGGAAUGAGGGUGUGCUCUUCUUUUUCGCUGCUGUUAACAAGUGUCACCCUCCCUUUGGGUGUGAAAUAUUAAUGGAUGAGUUUAAUUUUGGAGUCAGGAAGGUGACCUUCAUGUGUGUGUCCACAGAGGGAAGGAUAUUCCACUUUCCUCGGUCCAUCUUAUCCCAGGAUAUCUUUUUAUAAGCUCCUAUAAAUCGGAUACUGCAUCUUAAUAAUUCAUACUUGUCAGUCUAAGAAGUCUAAAAGAUAAGAUUUAAAAAGUCCUGUGAUAAAAAUAUUCUGUUCCUAGAGAUUGGAGGGCAAAUGAACAGAGGCAGAGAGCUGAAAGUAGAUUAGAGUUCCUACUUUGGGAUUCUGGGAUUCACUUGAACAAAAAAAUCGAAUCCAACCAAAACAAUUUCAAAAAAUAACCUUGAAAAAUUGAGCAAAACAAAAUCUAGUAUUAUGACGAGGGUGGGAUGUUAUUGUAAACUUAAAAAUCUCAUCCAGCUACCUCUUUUAGUCUGUCCAGCAUUAAACCAUGACUGACAGUGAACACAGCCCCUCACUCUGCUCUUACUCCCUCUGCCCCGUGUUUCCCUCCUUCUCAAAAAAGUGCCUGAAAUGUGUGAAGAUGAUGAGAGUGGACAGCAAGAGUGGUUGAACACUGCUGGUCUCUCUUGAUUCGUCAGCCCGGGGCGUUGUUGAUGUUUGAUGGCAGGAAUGGUCAGGUGGUGUUACAGCCCAGAAAAUCAAGGCAUGGUCCUGACAAGACCAGAGGAGGCCACAGACUAAAUCAGUGCUGCAAAAUAACAAUGGCUCUAACCACGGCUCGUACUUUAUUAUAUCAGUUACAAACCAGAAAAACCAAAUCAGCCAAAUCAGCUGUUUGUCUGACCUUUAAAAUGUGUCUCAGGAUUUGUAUUCUUCCCUUUUACUCCUUGUAGCCUCUGCGAUGGUUUGUCUGCAGACUUUAAAACAGUCUGAAAGGAAUACUGAUUUCUUGUAUCACCUAUACAAACAAACAAAACCACCAGGAAGAACAAGAGUAUUUCUACACUGUGACUUUGAUGCUUGUAACCAAUGACAGAGGGCAGGUAUCAAACCCAACGACUGACUGCGAGCUGCAGAAAAAGUAUAUGGACAGGACGUGAUGCAUUAAUAAUCAGGGUAAGGGUUAAGGCUGUGAUGCCUCAAGAAAGCUAGAUGUGUUUUUGACGUUAAGGAAAACAGCAAAAAGAGAAAAAAAAUCACUAGCACAUGUAAAAGACAGGAACAGAAACAAGAUAAUAGGUAGCAUCUCAUCCACAGGGACAUGCAAAAUCCAAAAAAGUUCCUCAAAGGGUCUUGAAACUUGAGGAUAUGAAAAAAAGGAUUUAGAUCUUUAAUUUUAUCCAGAUUUACUAAAUGAGGUCUUCUCUCUCACUAUUUAGGCCUCAAGGUCAUCUUGAUUUUACAGUUAACAAACCAUCACAGUAGCUUCAAUGCAAUGACUAUGGUUUUUCCCUAUUCGCUCUGUCAAAGGGACGAUUAGGAGUUCUCAUGUUGAUUCUGGUGGUGGACUCUUGUGGUGAAGACGGCAUUUUUCAUUGGCACCAUCACCCACUAUCAUGAAUUUGUGGUUCUUGAAAAGCUAUGCAUUUGUUAUGUAUGCAUAUAACUGACGACAGAGUUUAUUUUGAAUACUAAUAUCUUUGUUGAAGAAAAUGACAGAGAGAUAAGGUGUCAAUUUGUAGGUUUGUACAAUUAUUAACAGUGGAAUAACAACAACAGAGCUAAGUAAACUAUGAUUUAUUAUUGUUAGCUGACUAAUAUUAACUAGAUGUACAGGUUUGAUGCCAUCCGUCGUUGCCCGGUUGUCAAGAUGUGAGCUAUCGGGUAACAUUUUUUUGUAGGUCUUGAAUAGGAAAUGUACUACGGUGGCCCUGAGGUGCAAAACACAACGGCAAAUCAGAAAACAACGACAUUAACUAUUGUGUUUUCUCUUUUUGUGUUGUUUUUUCUGUUUUAUGUUUUGUUUUCUUAUUUGCCGUUGUGUUUUCUCUUUCGCUGUUGUGUUUUCUGAUUUGCCGUUGUGUUUUGCACCUCAGGGCCACUGUAGAAAUUGGGAUAAAAGUCAGAAUAAAUAUAUCUUUUCUGUUAAAAGCAAAGAUCACACUCAGAGUUCUCAGAUAAAUAAAAAUGCUUAAAUGCAACUUGCUAUCAAAUAUCUUAAAGUAUGUUGUUAAAAGCUUUGCUUUUUUUUUUUUUGGUAAGUAUUUCAGCCAUUGAGCAAAUAAAUGAAUUGAAAACCCUGAAAGCAUUUUCUUUUUCAUGCAUCCCUCUAUCAGAACAAAAAAAUGAAACAGGAUGAACUUGUACAUAUCUGUACAUCAUGUCCUAAGAAAAGGAAACAUAAAUAAACCAGACAACCCAGAGGACAACAUUUGAUGUUUGUCACCAGUGCGUCACUGAUGAUUUCAAAGAUUAAAUGGCAUCCAAAAAAUAAAAAGCCACUGUGGUUUUUACUCGCACACACUCAAACACACAAAGAGAGGAUGAGGUACUUAAUUCGUCUAUAACUUUAAUCUUUUUAUGUUCCCACAGGUGCUGGAGAGUCAGGGAAGAGCACCAUUGUUAAGCAGAUGAAGUAAGUUUUCUCAAUACAUCCCUUCUUUUCAAAAGUUUUAUUUAUUUAUAAUAAUUAUAGUUAUUAUUUUUACAAUAAUUAUCGCUUGAUUUAUAAGAGGAGUGGUUCAGUUUUAAAUCCUGACGCCUCACAGCGAGCUGAUUAAUCAGAAGAACUGCAAACAAGUGUUUAUUUACCUCCAACAAAUACAAAGUUUGGCUGCAUCACUUAGUGUAUUAACCCAUUAUUUUAAUUUAAUGGCCGUCACAUGGGGACAGUUUCUGCUCAUGCUACAAGAGAGAAGAGGAGUGAGAGAGGAUAUUUGUAAUGCAUGUGCACGGAUUAAAACACAACACAACACACACACAAUCUAUCCAGAUCACACAAAUAGCACCCUAAAUGACUUAAUUAUUCACAUUCCUCUGGGCAAGCAAGGAAUUGAAUUAAUAUUUUAUGAAACUGGAGGAGAAACAGUCUGCCUCCUUUUGAAGCCAGGUUAUUAACACCUACAGGCAUAUAGAGAAAAAAGACUUGGAGACAGAAACACACAUAUUAUGUAAUGAUAUAAACCAACAUAUCCAGUGUAAGCCCAGCUUUAUGGCAAAGAAGGUGGCAAAACGUAAAUGCUUUGUCCAGAUAGUAUCGAACUACAGAAGCUAUUUCUUUGUUAAUUGGUUAUUGUUGGUUAUCGUUUGCAUCAGCACACUGUUGGAAGCAGUUUUACUUCAGAAUUAAUGGGAGGGUCACUCAGUUUGCUGUCUGUGCACUUCCCUCUGCAGCCUGAUGAAGUCUGGAGGAUUUCAUCUCAGGAAGGGACUGCAGACUUUUGCAUGCACAGAUAUUUUCGUAGCUUGCAGGUUCAUAAAGAGAGGUAAAUUCAGGAUACUGCAUCACCAGGAUGCUGCAGAGUUGGAGUAUUCCAGUCUGUGUGUAGAAACUGCACUGCUGCACCUCAUCCUACACAACAUCUGACAUGAUAUUUGUGAUGAUCAUGGACAGAAAAAAAGACUCUGGGCUUACAGUAGUGUUGCCUGUUUCUUUUCUAUUAAUGGCUUUUUCUAUUAAGUCACACAGAUAAAACUGGAAAACUAGUUAGUUGUUGGUUAGUAAAAUAAGUCUGGUGCUGCAAAGCUCUUAUGAAAAUGAUUUUGCUGUGUUUUUUAAAAAAUGUGAACCAACCUUGUAAAUGCAUUUCAAGGAUCCUUCUGGGCCCUUCUGAGUCAUCUCUCUUUGCAGUAAAAAUGGAUGCCUCUUGCUCAUAUGGCAACACUGCAUCUAUAUUUUGUUCAGGUGGGGGGGCACGCCUGCUCUGAAAUUAAUCUGUGCAUAUUUCUGGGUUUCUCAGGAUCAUUCAUGAAGACGGCUACUCAGAAGAUGAGUGUAAGCAGUACCGAGCUGUGGUUUACAGUAACACCAUCCAGUCUAUUAUGGCUAUAGUUAAAGCCAUGGCCAGUCUGAAGAUAGACUACAGCAACACAGCAAGAGUGGUAAGUGACAAGCGCACAAACACUUUCUACUUUUUUAAUGUAUGACAUUUCUGUAUGUUAUUUUCAUCUAUAUGGAUUAUUUCUAUUCUUUCCUUUGAACCCUAAUCUUAAACUUCCAGGAACUUUUAACUAGAUUUGAAAAAAUCUCUUGUUUCUGCUGAUGUCUCCCUGUUACCUGCAACAGCGACUGAGCCCAUCUGUGUAAAGAGGAGCUAUUUCUUAAAUAGUGAAAACAGGGAAAACAGGAGCUAGUGGUCGGGUCGGGACCACGAACAAAAUGAUUUACGGCACUCAGACCAGAGACAACACACAUUUUUUCUCUUGCAUUUAUCUAAGUUUCCUCAAACUGCUCACAAAAAAAGUUUGUUCCUGGAGCCCUGAUGUGUGAGCCAGAUAAUGACAAACACUACCACUUUUGUCCAUAGUGGCCGCCAAAAGUUUUUUACAAUUUACCAGGUGAUCCAACCUCCUCACUCACUUGCCUCCAGGCGAGCUGCUUUUUAUUCCGGUUUUGGUCAUUAAAAGAAAAGGUAUCAUAUAAUCCGGGGCACCCAGAAACCGACAAGAUCAGUUUUUCCUCCAUUUUAGAUACCAGUUAACAACCAUCCAUUUUCAUACGUCGACCAGCAACCUUCGUGCUGAUUAGUUAUCGCAAUGUGAAUAUCCGCUCAAUUUGAGACAUUUUCAGCUACUGCCCAAUUCGUAUUAUUCUCGCCGCCAGAGUAGUAGGAGCAGCUAAACGCGUCUUUGCAUUGACUUAACAUGUAAUUCAUUCACGCGAAUGAUUUUACCCGUGCUUAAUGUGUGGAGACAGUAAGAGUCAGGUCUACCUGUAGAGGAGCAUAUCACUAUAUACGUGGUGGAUUUGAGCCCCUUUGGCUUAAUAACACUGGACUGCUGAAUACACACGGCUGUACUCUGUCAUCUGUUUAAUAUCUUAGAAGUACUUUUCACUUUGUUUCUGUCUCGAAGUUAUUGGGAGGAAAAGUCUUAACAAAACAUUUUACUCCCUCAAUUACUGAGUUCGGGUAUAAGCCAUUUCCCUAAGAUUUCCCUGUGAUGCCUCGGAAAGCCGGUUUGUUUUUCAUACCAUUUUUUUUUCCCCUUUUCAUCCUAUAACCCGUUUCAUAUGUUUCUAAUGUGGGUGUGAUUUCAAACAUUCACCUGUUCACAGCAGCCACUUUUUCAGUGAGAAACUUCUGGUUGAUACUCAAACAGUGUGAUAGCUCUCAGAUCUGUCUUUGUAACCUGCAGGGAAAAAAGUCCUCAUCCUGGAGACUUCACCUCCUCCAUCUUUGAUCUGCUCUCUUCUCAAAGUUGUGAUAGAAAGAAGAAGAGCGGCUGAAAGUGUGGCGAAUAGAUGCAGCAGCAGCAGACAGGCCUUUGAGGCUGCUUAGGGAAUUGGAUUUAUUGAAAAAGUGCUGGCAGGUCACAUUUUAGAAGCAAACUCAUUAUUCCUGGUGAUUUUUGUCACUUCAUCAUCAGGGCUCCUAUUCAUUCAUUUGUGUUUGAUGGUUAUCACUUGAACAGGAAAGAGCUUACAGAGUUUAUUUCUUUAAUCAUUUUAAAAGUGUGAUCUGUCCCUAAAAGGUCUUAGUUUGUCGAGUGUUGUGGAUAGUGUAUGGGCCUUUUUAUCUAUAUUAUUUUGGGGAUUUUGUUUUGUUACUUUCACAAUUACCACAAGGGGCACUUCACACAGGUGAAUGGGCAGGUAGAUGCUACAAAAGGGGCACAGGUGAAGCAGUGAUCUGGGGAAGGUGAAGAGCACGGGUUUUUAACGCUGAUCUCUGACACCACUAUCACCCUCAUCACACACAUCACCAUCUGUCUUUUUUUGUUUGUUUUUUAUUAAAAUCAAUAAAUGGCAAAAAGAAAACUCAACAACAACUUGGAUUGGACAUUAGAUUGUACUACAAGGGUGUCAAAAACACCUCACUCCCGCACCCAGACGGUGACUAAAAUUCAGGUCAGCAUAGUCGCUACAAAUAGUUUUGUAGUUGCUGCAAAGUCUGAUGCAAAAGCCGUAUUUGGCAAAUGAGCUUGAAGAGCUCACUACCCACAUUUAUGACAAGAAGAUCAGUUUGUAGGGGGGCAUGUCGAGUAAGGGGGUUAGAAUCACCUGGCAACUCAAAUACCAAACCUGACAACACCCUUACUAUUCCUUGUAGUCGAGUUAGGACAGAUAUUUUGUUCUGAUGACAGUGCACAUGGUGGGAAACCAACUGUGUACCCAUUUUAUUGUUACUAAAGCACAAAGAUAAUUAUUAUAAUCUCACAUUAUCCCUCAGAUUGAGCCGUCCGUGUCGCUUGGCCAUGAUACUAAAAUCAAAUCAGCUUUCCCAGUGCCACUUACUGACGUUGUUUAAAAAAAAAAGGGGAAAAAAAGUGUCAUUUUCACACAUGCCUCCUCACCCAGAGUAUUUUACUAAAUAUGAGUAAAGCCACCUGUCACAGGGUUCUUACUCAAACAAUCAAAAUAUAGUGGAAAACACACGCAUAGUUGGAAAAAUAUGGUAAUUGGGAUAUUAAUUUAGUUGGCUUACCAGAGUGCAGUGCAAAAAUAUAAGAGCAAAAAAAUGGUCAGAAUACUUUCUACAAAAUGUACAAGGCCAAAAAGAAAAUACCAACACGGCAGGAGCCUCACUACAACUCAAGAUUUUUACUCAAGGAAAAAAAUUCAGGAACACAGCAGCACAACAAAAGUCAGUUUGGCAGUUAGCUUCCAUGCAACAAACUCCAGACUCAAAUAGAAGCCUAGGCUGCCUUCUUUUAAAUCCCCCUAGCCCCUCCUAGUGAGCGAUAUUAAUUAUAUAAGCUUGGGGGGAAAAAAAACAUUUUUCACAUUCAAACCAUUGUAACCCCUUCAGAAGUUUUUACGAUUUUAAAUAAUUUUUCACACAAAUCAAUAGAGCAUUAAUUUUUAGGGAUUCAUGGAAAACAAGGGAAUUAUUUUUUCUUGCCCCGUUGACCACUUUGACCCACCAUACACACAUAUGUACAACAGGGAAAUCACUCUAUGCUCUGUUUUCUCAUUUGAAAACCUGAGUUGCACGAUGACGUGAAUGGACGCCCAGCAGGUAAGUGGAGGGAUGAAUGUCCAUGUGAAAGUACAGUAUGUUUAAGUUAACCGAUAGAGCUCCAAGUGUGCAACCUUGGUAACUCUAUCCAACAGAGAAUGGAGGAGGAAAAGCAGCGCUGUUUCGUAGGUAAGUAGCGAUGCUGGCAGGGAGGGAAAUGUUUGGCAUUCCCCCUCAACUUGAGUACUGACUAUACCAUAAUAUGAGGAGUGUUUGUCUUUGUAUUCUCAUUGGAGCAGUUUCAUACAAGUGAAAACAUACAAUUCAAAAUGGUUGUAUUUCUGUUAGAAUUAGUAUUGGCACAUGUCAGGGAUAUGUCCUAAAACCAGUGCAUGUCAUUAGAGUAAAUGGUGCAGCCCUAUUAAACACAUUGGCCUGAUUAACUGAACUUAUUAAAAUCUUAUACAGAAACUCAUGGACGUAUAGCCUCACCCUGCACACACAGACUCACAUUUAUUACAAGCCAGCGCUUCAGGCAGAGAUCCUGUCUGCUGUACCCUGUGAACAGCUAUCAGCCCACAAUGAGCUGCCAGUGAACUCUUAACAACGGCUGAGCUCAUUUCUGUGGAGGAGUGAUUGUCAGAGUGAAGCUGGGGUGUAUGGACUUUAAAUGAAGUUGUAAUAGAAGGAUCGAGGACUCUAGCUGUGGUCAUUAGAGCAUGACGCAUUAGACUUUUUUUUUCUCCCCCUAUUGCCAGAUCUGUUAAAUGGCUGUAUGUACGUGACAGUACUCUCGCACACUCCCACACUAGCAAUUAGUGUGGCAGCCAGUGUGUCCACACUUGCACUCAGCAGCAGCACUGUAAAAAUGCUCACUCACACACACUCAUACUUUCUGUGCAGGUGUGUUUGCAUGCAUCUGAACCUGCAUGCAAACAAAAAUGUGCUAAAAGAGAUAUACCAAUGUAAAAUUAAUUUAGGAUCAAACACACCAUAACACUGAGUUAGACACCCCCUCAAGAGGUCAAUAUUGCUAACCACUUGCUUCUCUAGUUUUACCAACUUUAGUAACGACCGCAUGAUAGCAAUACACAGCGGUCUGAGGAGCCAUAAACAAACCUCAACCAAAAAGCCACUCUAUAGCCACAAAUAAUGCUCAGAACAGCACCUAACUUCAUCAACAGAACAUAUAGGGUCCCAGCCACAGCAUUAGCCAUCAAACAUCCUUAUAGCUUUGCCUAAUUUCUUUAGCAAAGAGACUAAACACAACUAACCUACUCUCUUCCAGCAGCCGCUUGUUUGUAGCGAGACCUCAGGCAAGUCCAGCUACAACUACAGCGGGGUGGUGCAGCUCAAGGAAGAACAUUUAUGAUCAUUUCUUUAAAAGAAUAAGAAUAGGAAGAAUUUUAUUGAUCCCCAAAGGGAAAUUCAAUUGUCUGUUGUCUCACGUAAUAUGUCUAUUAAAUUUAUCUAUUAUUUACAUUAUUUACUAAGUCAUUCUGUCCUGCAGUGAAGAGAGAGGUAUCCUCUAUUUAUCAUUUCCUUGAAGUAAUAAUCAUCAUAUUUAUCAUUUUACACUGCAGACGCUGUAGUUCUUCUGCCUUAGUGUCUCGGUCUGAUUGCAUUUCCAUGAAGAAAUGAUCAUAAAUGUUCUUCCUUGAGCUGCGUCACCCUACAGCAGUCUGUAAUGGACUGGCCCGAGGUCUCUUUACAAACAAGCGGCUGCUGGAAGAGAGUAGGUGAGUUAUGUUUAGUCUCUUUGCUAAAGACAUCAGGCAAAGCUAAAAAGAUGUUUGGUGGCUAGCACUAUGGCUAGGAGCCUAUAUGUACUGUUGAUGAAGUUAGGUGCUGUUCUGAGCAUUAUUUGUGGCUAUAGAGUGGCUUUUUGGUUGAGGUGUGCGCGUGGAUCUAUAGACUGCUGUAUAUUGCUAUCGUGCGGUCGUUACUAAAGUUGGUAAAACUAGAGAAGCAGGCAGUCGGCAACAUUCAUCUCUCAAGGGGGUGUCUAACUCAGUGUUACGGUGUGUUUGACCGUACAUUAAUUUUACACUGGAAUAUCCCUUUAAGAACUAAAACUGUCAUGGUCCAAGCUUUUGUGAUUUAGUUUAGUUGAGGGAGCGAGACGAGUUUCAACUGGGAGAUGAACCACAUUUGCAGAAAGUGAUUGCUGCAUAAAUCACAUGCAGUUUAAUUAAAAAGAAGCAUCACCUUUGUUUGUGGUUUUUAAUCAACAGUCAUAGUCACCGCAGCCAAGUACCAGACAAAUGAAAAAGUUACCAUUUCAGGAAACAUGAAGAGAAAUCUAAAUCCAAAUUGGGAAGCAAACACAAAACCCAGCAAACGGAAAUGAAAGUGAAGGAUGUAUUGUGCUUGCCAAAAAAAAGGGGGGUAAACAAACCUCAAACAUUCAAAGAAAACUCAUUAGAUAUGCAUUAAAACACAGCUACCGGCAAAAGAAGUGCGGUUGUUAGCUUUUAAAAAGCAGCAAGAGACAAAAAUGCACCGCUCAUCAAAUGAGUUGGAUACACUCAAUCUUCUUCUUUUUUAAUUUAAACAGCGACUGCAUUCGUGCAUAGUCAGAAUCCUUGUAGGCAGAAUAAUAGCCCUUUUAUCAACCAGAUAUCGAUGGCAACCUUAGCUGUGCUGACACAAACAAAUGAUCUGAAAAGCUCAGGGAUCAAUAACUGUUAGAUACGCCAUGACUUUGACUAAAGAAACACUUUGAAGAAAGCAUAAGGAGAAGAUUGUCUGGUUUUUGGAAAAUACUUGCUUUGUUUCUGUAACUGAGACAUCCAAUACCCAAGGUUUAUAAAUACAUAUUUGUGAACUCCAGCUCUUUAUAAGUCAAAAUGGAGCAGUUUAUUGGCUAAACAUGGGAUCACAGGUGAAUGAGUCUGCAGGUAAACUGUCAAAUUCUAGCAGAGCCAGCGCCACCAGAUUUCAUUCCUCCUCACACGUUAACUUCCACAUGUUUGUAUCGAUUACACAUAUCUCCAGCCAAGUGGUUACCUGCCAGUUUAAUCAAACACAGCCUACACAAAACUUGAUCUGGAUAAAAUCACAGCCCAACUCCGCCAUGGUACCCAGCGCCAUCUGUUAUCUCUGUGCUUUUUUAUGCCUGGGUUUAAGAGCACGACGGCGUUAUGAGGGUGGCUGUCGCCUGGAGCUACAAUCCUAACUAGUGGCAGGUGGCUGAUCUAGAGCUGAGACACAACAUUUAAUGAGUUUUUCAGCCUUUACAAUAAUAAAAAUGUCAAUAAUUAAACUACCUAGUAAAUCUGGUGACCGGGUUUGUUCAUCUGAGACUAAGAUGAUCCGAAAACAGAUCUGUUAACAGAUUACGAUGUUAUUUUGUUAUUUUAGUCAAUUUUAAUGCAUACUUUGGCUCUAAUCCUAACCCAUUUUGCCCUGUGUCACUGUUGCCCCCUGCAGGACGAUGCUCAGCAGCUCUUCGCCUUGGCUGCUGCUGCAGAGGAGCAGGGCAUCCUCCCUGACGACCUGGCCAACGUGAUCAGGCGGCUGUGGGCUGACAGCGGCAUACAGAACUGUUUUGCACGGUCGCGAGAGUACCAACUCAAUGACUCUGCAGCAUAGUGAGUGGAAAUAUACCGUACUGUAUAUGUGUGUGUCUAACACUGUGUCAUCCCUCUUAUAAACAAAUCCUCCCUUUUAUGCUCAAGUAGCUUUAUUUCAACAGAUUAGAUUCAUUACUUUUAACAUUCUUGUCACUUUUGUCUUACUGAAACUGCUACUUUUAUGCAUUAUUUUGAGAUAUUACCCUCACAUUCCCAUUUUUACCUUAGUAUCAAUCAGUAUGCAAUCUAUCCCUGCAUACAUUGGACUCGCUGCUAUAAAUGUUCAUGUGGUAUUUUAGGAAACAACCCAACCGCUGAUUAAAUAUGCUUUCUUUUCUUAUACUGCAUACCAGUUUGCCUUCUGAAAUUACCAAUUGUUUUGCUAAUUUAAUUCUGCAUUAUUAUUGUAUGAGGUUAUAAAACAGAUGAAGAAAGUCACAGUAAGGAAAGUUUUGGCGAUGAUGUUAGUUUUAUAGUUUUCUGAUUCAUUUAAUGUCAUCACAUAAAGGUCUGUUUAAUAUUCCUUUUAUUAUCGACGCUGUUCUUUGGCUGAUGUGAUGAAUCUAAUGGCGCAGUGCUUCCAGCCUCUCUUAUUCCUGCUGCAGUGAGAAACCUGUCUCUGACUUCACCGGGGAGCAAUAGGAGACUGGAAGGAUGGUCCAAUAACUUCCGUUUAGUGAUUCUUUCUACCUCUCUGGGUUUUAUUGUCAGAUAUUGUAACCUGAUAAGCUGAGCGCAGAACGGUUUGUCUUGAGGGGGGGAAAAGGUGAGGCUCGGAAAAUUGUGUUUACUUCAAGGAAAUUUAGUCUCCAAGUAAAGUUUUAGACUAGCUUGUUGUGAUAAUAAAACCCCCUGGAGUGAUCCGUUUGUUUUUGUUGUGCUCAUUCAUUCGGUGGAAGUGGCUUAUUGAACAUUCAGAACAGUCAGAAACGCUGCUUUGCCUUGAUUUGUCUGUGAUCUCAUUUGGAAAUAUUUUGUUCUUGCCAGAAAAAUGUUGGUUUAAUCAUUUUUAUGUUUCCACUCGGGAAGGGGUUGUCUCAUUAAUUUUUAUUACCCUGUGGUUGUGACACACAUGAAUCCUGACAUUUGAACAGAUAAAAUGUUUGAUGUAAACUGUAUCUCUGUGUCAGUGAAGCAUACAGUGUGUUGUUUGGCCACUAAGGCUCCCAGCAGGCUUUGGUGGUGAUGUAAUGCUUGUUUAUGUGGGUCAGGUUGUGUUAAACAUGUUGAAGACGGUUUCACAGUCCCCUGCUGACCAACGGUCUGUCAGAAAACAGAGAAACGGCAACAAAUUAGAAGGAUAGGGAGAGGACUAUACAUAGAUAACUGCAGUGAAACACCACAGCUGUGAAAGACAAAGAGAGACACUCUGUUGUCUUUAUUCUUUCAUGUUAGAGUGAAUAUGCUUUAGUGUAAUGCAAAGACCUAUAGUCAUGUUCCUCUGAGCCUGUAUGCACAUCUGAACCCUGCUCUUGCUUUCUAGUCAUGAUUAUAACUCUCUAUGCAACACAAUGCCUGGUAUGACACCGACAACAGUAUCCUGAUUCAGCCAUUCAUAGUUAUACAAGGAUUAGGGGCAUGUGAGGUUAAGCUCAGUUUUCAGGGGCAGUAUGAAAAUAACCAUAAUUUAUCAUUUGUAUCCCUAAAAUGCAAUAAUAAUGCAUCAGAUUCUUAUAGCGCUUUAUCAGAGACCCUGUAAAGCACUUUACAGUCACACCCUGGUGGUGGUAAACUACCCUAGUAGUCAUGACUGCCCCGGGACAGACUGACCGAAACAUGGCUGCCAGUUUGCACGUAUGGCCUCUCUGACCACCACCACACAACACUCACAUUCAUACACCAGUGGAGGACACACACUGGGAGCAAAGUGGGUUAAAUGUCUUGCCCAAUGACACAACGGACAGACCAGGGAUAGGGGAGAAUCGAACCAACAACCUUCCAGUUAUUGGACAACUGCUCUAUCUCCUGAGCUACUGCCGCCCCAUGUCGUGAAAGUCUAUGUAGCUCUUUAUGUUUCAUUGGAUAUUGCUUAUGAUAUUAACAAAAACAACUUAUUGAGAAAAUACAACUCUCAUUCAUUAACUCAAACUUAUUGAUUUAAGUAGAUAUGAUACAAAAACACAACAGAACCAAGAGCAAAUACUUUUUUUUGUGCUGGUUUCUUAGCUGUUGUUAGCUGAUUAGCUGAUGUUCGACCUCUGAUUUCUGAAGCUCUCUUGCUAAACCACCUUCAUGCUAGUGAGGCUAACACUCAUCUUACAGUUAAAUCUUGCGAGGCUGAUUUCAAGGCUGGUGGUGUUUGUGGUUUGUCUCCUGGCACUGUUUGUUCACUCAGUUUUUAACUUCAGCCCGACAGGAAGCUAAGCUAGUUUAGCUUGCUAUCAAAGUUGGUCAAAAAUACUAGAGAUGAGCUGAUUGUGAAAAUUAGAGCUAAUACCAAAACUGAUGUUUUAAAUAUACAUUUGGGUGAUGCUAAUAGCCAGUACCAAUGUUUUUUUACAUUACUUCUUCAAAUUUUGAUAUCAAAUUUUUGGGAGUCUGGUUUUUUUAGUGAUUUGAUCGUUGCGAGUCCCUCCUUUACAGUCCAUCUUGUAAUGUCUCUGGGACAUGAUACGAACUGCAUGUCACCGACCUUUUCAGAAACAUGUUUCAUCAUUAAAAUAAACCAGCAAUACCCCCACCAGGGGAUUUUUUAGUGUGCAAUAAAAAAAAUUCGCUAAACAAGCAAUAAGGGGUUUUAGCCUUUAAGAUUUACACUGACAGCGGCUACUGACAUCUGUGCGUGACACAUUAUUUGCUGAUACCUGUCAAAAGAGCAGAUGCUGUAUGUGCUGAAACAGAUGUUAAACUGAUGCAUCGGUGCACCCCAAGAAAAUAUUGACUGUAUUACCCAAUUUUAAUAACCUAGCUCCAUUAACUCAUUUAUUCAUUUAUUUGUGAAUAUUUCUAUACCUCUAGAUGAGCUAGGACACCACAGGACAUAACUGUCUUAGAUAUCUGUUUACAGAUUUUACUUUUAAAUAAAUAAAUCUCCAUUAUCGUAAAGAUUAGAUGCAUGUUAUUGAAACACCCUGGGCUUACUUAAACAAAACAAUUUCUAAAACAUUAUUGCAUGAAAACAAAACAUGCUAAAAAGACAAAAACUGUUAUUAAUGUUACGUUGCCAUAAAAGCCCUUCCAGUAAUGACAGAUUAUACUACUGUGUCUAUUAGCAAUCCCUGAAUCGUCCCACACUGAUAAUUUAAAGCAGCCAUUUCCCAUCAUGAUUUAUUAUGUAACACAGGAUAUGUGCAGAAUUGAUAUCAGGCUUUUAUAAUCGACUGUUAUCAUCCAGAUCUAAAGCAAAUACCAAAAAGCACAACAUGGAAAGGCAUAACAGAAAAAUACACAGCCAUAUGAACACCAGCGCCGGUGGAUAUCAAGCUGAGAAUGAUAAACAAAAUCCAGCAAAACAACCACAGAUGGUGCAGGUUGGGACAACAAAUGUUAUUUAGAGUUGAGAGGCAACAAAUAAACAGCAAAAAAAAAAUACAUCUGUCGAGAGCUGAAGGUGGGCAAGGAGUAUAGCAGAGGCAUAAACAAAAUCAGCCAUCCAGAUGUAGUAGAUUAUGAUUCUACCGAGGGUAAAUCAAUGAGGGACAGCAGCCAGCUGUGUCCUGUAUGUGUCUAACACUCCCUGAAUGAGUUGAAACAAAAGGUCCCUGCUGCAGGUAAACAACAGCGUCAAUGAGCAAAACAACAAAGAUGAUAUUCAAUCUGCUCCUCAGCCAGAUCCAAGGCUGCAGUAAUCCUCUAUGAAGAAUCUAUCAAUGCAGAAACAGUCCAGACAAGGCACAUUCAAAUCAAAGACGCCUGAGAUGAUAUUGAGAUUUAUCUUAAGAUUUACAAAUCAACCAGGAAGACUUGUAGGUUACAAAGCAAAGUGGUGUUAGCUAGCAGAUGUAGCAAACAAGUGAAGAGUGUAGCCUGGAAAAAAAGACAUUUGAACCCAAUCGUGAUCAGGAAAACAGCUUCAAGUAGAAAACUAAGCUUCUAGCCAGAACUGCAAUGAAGGGCAGUAACUGAUGAAGCGGGUAAUAUUGAUUAAAGGAGAGCAGCAUGUUUCUUGGAACAGCAGGGAACAACAGCAAAUCAUUUCCUUAACAAACAAUUCCAGGCAGCCAUGAUGGGAAGCUCAGCACAAACACGGGGAAACAAAACAUACACAGGACACAAGACCAAAAACCAAGCUGCGAUGGUUGAACAAGCGCAAUACUAAAUUUAUUUCCAAUACAGAAACACAGAAAGGCCUACCUUGAAUGAGAAGUCCCAAAGGUGAGCAAAGACAGUCAGCAGGCCUCACACAGGUGGAGGGAAAGAAAUCACAUGGACAGGAAGUGAAGAUUUAAAAAUGAGGAAAGGGAAGUUACACAAAAUAAAACAGGAAAACAGGAAAAUUCUUCCAACAGUGGUUAGUUAGCUUCUAGAAAAUGAGCUUCACAAAAAUUAUUUAACAAUGUAAAAGUGGUUGCUCCUUAAAGGUAAGCUGAUGAGAAAUAUCGUCUUAAUCUGUCUGUUUGUGAUGCCUGGACAUUGUUGUAAAAUCAAAACAAAAAAACAGCUCUUAAGGGUUUAAUUUUAGCCUGAAUGUGCUAACUACCAGACACAGUUAUGAGACAAAGCGAGUGAGGUGUUGGAGUCUGAACUUUGUAAUGAAUUUGGUUGAAGUGUGUAGUGUAAUCCCUUAAAAAGCACUCAAGCAGCCAGUUUAAUGCUAUUAUUAAAAACUUUACUACUGAGUGAGUCACUCCACUAAAAGUUCUGCUGGAGUUCAUUACAGUUCAAAGCAGAGUUGAGUUCAUGCACACUGUUUUGUCUGAUAUUAAUGCAUCACAAGAACAUCAGAGACCUUGCUGUAUUGUCAGUUUUUGUGUGGGUUUAAAGCCUGUGUUUUUCUCUCUUUUUGCACUCUUCAAUCUCUCUCUCUCUCUCCUUCUUUCUCCCUCUUCUUUUCAAGUUACCUGAACGACCUGGAGAGGAUAGCUAAAGCCGAUUAUAUACCCACCCAGCAGGAUGUGCUGCGAACCCGUGUCAAGACCACCGGCAUCGUGGAGACUCACUUCACCUUCAAGGAACUGCACUUCAAGUAAGAGCGGAAAACUCUGGUCUGAUUGCAAUGUUUGUGGAUUUAAGACAUCUUAGACACACUUUAAAAAAAAAACUUUAAAAGUUGCCCUUAUUUUACAACAAGCUCUUUUGUAAUCAAAGGAAACUCUCACUUUGCAACUCAGACUCAGCGGGAGUGUGUACUUGACAUUAAAGGAGCUGAGUGUUAAUAAGAGCUCACAGCGUUCACAUAUCUCACAUGCUUGCUUGGAGUGUUAUUGAUUGAUACAUAACAAACUGCCACUUGUCACACAAGCAAUGCAAAGCAACAUGACACAUCACCAGUGCUGUGUGAAGUAUAAUGACCCAAGUGCUUUUAAAGGGAUAUUCCGGUGAAAAAUUUAGUUAGGGUGAAACAAACAGGAACACCGAGUUAGACACCCCCUCAAGAGAUGAAUGUUGCCGACCGCUUGCUUCUCUAGUUAUACCAACUUUAGUAACAACCACUAAUUGUUGCCUAAUUUCUUUAGCAAAGAGACUAAACACAACUUACCUACUCUCUUCCAGCAGCAGUUUGUUUGUAGUGAGACCUCAGGCCAGUCCAUUACGGACUGUUGCGGGGUGACACAGCUCAAGGAAGAACAUUUAUGAUCAUUUCUUCAUGGAAAUGCAAUCAGACUGAGAUGUUAAACAAACCUCAACCAAAACACCACUCUAUAGCCACAAAUAAUGCUCAGAACAGCAUCUAACUUCAUCAACAGUACAUAUAGGGUCCCAGCCACAGCACUAGCCAUCAAACAUCUUUUUAGCUUUGCCUGAUUUCUUUAGCAAAGAGACUAAACACAACUCACCUACUCUCUUCCAGCAGCCGCUUGUUUGUAGCGAGACCUCAGGCCAGUCUAUUAUGGACUGCUGUGGGGUGACGCAGCUCAAGGAAGAACAUUUAUGAUCAUUUUUUCAUGGAAAUGCAAUCAAACCGAGACGCUAAGGCGGGAGAACUACCGUGCCUGCAGUGCAAAAUGAUUAAUAUGGUGAUUAUUACUCCAAUAAAAUGAUAAAGAAAUGAUCAUAAAUGUUCUUCCUUAAGCUGUGUCACCCCGCUGUAGUCUGUAAUGGACUGGUCUGAGGUCUCGGUACAAACGAGCGGCUGCUGGAAGAGAGUAGGUUAGUUGUGUUUAGUCGCUUUGCUAAAGAAAUUAGACAAAGUUAAAACGAUGUUUAGUAGCUAGUACUAUGGCUACAACCGCAUAUGUACUGUUGAUGAAGUUAGGUGCUGUUCUGAGCAUUAUUUGUGGCUAUAGAGUGGCUUUUUGGUUGAGGUUUGUUUAUGGCUCCUCAGACCGCUGUGUAUUGCUAUUGUGCCGUCGUUACUAAAGUUAGUAUAACCAGAGAAGCAAGCGGUCGGCAACAUUCAUUUCUUGAGGAGGUGUCUAACUCUGUGUUACGGUGUGUUUGACCCUAAAUUAAUUGUACGCAGGAAUAUCCCUUUAAGAGCUGGAGCAUAAAGACAAAAGACAUUGAAAACAUGUUUGUCUUCACAGCUGUUAAGUCAAAAGAAGCCUCUGUCUUUAUCAGCAGUGACAUCUCUGUCUCAGCCUCCUCUUCCUGAAUUGAAAUGUAUAAUUCAGCCUCUCAGAAGAGCAAAAUUACAGCAACAAUUAGAUGCUCAAUUAUCAUAAUUGUACUGAGAGCAAAGUAAAUGAGGUAAAGCCUGCCCACCUCACUCUCACUCAGAAUCAGAAUCAGGGCUUUAAUAUGCUGCUAGUGUUGAAGUACAUUCUCCAUAGCAGAGUGUUGGAAGUCUUACAUAAAGUAUGCGCAGACCAAGCCCAGGCACUCAUGUGUGGGAUAGUAAUGGAUGUAUGGAAAUAUCUCUGAAUAGUGGAUCAUAAGAGGCAAAAGGAUGAAUUUCAACACUUGGUGGUACAUUUAUCUCUGGUUUACCACAGCAGAACUGAAUCCUUGAUAGAAAGGCAUUUAAUUUAUAAGAAAUGCUGAACGAAAAAUGGAAGCAGUAGAUUCUCACAGCUCAAUAAAUAAGAAAAGAUAUCUUCUCAUUUUUGCAGAUCUUAGCCUUUCAUAUGCCUUGAGACGGGCCUUGAGUCGUAUGUAAAUGAAUGAGAUACUAUGGCAGCCACAUGGCUCUGGUGUGACCUGUUUCCAGACAAACUCGCUGAUAUUUGCCCUCUGCCACAGCCUCAAUAUUUGCCCUGAAUAAUAAAUGGAGGCGAUCGAUGAGAAGAAACUCACGUUUUUGUAAUCCUGCCUUGCCUACCAUACAAAGCACAAGAGUAAGAGAAGUUUAAGUGCUUCAUGGUACAGGAAAAUGUGGGAUUUGAGCAUAGCUUAAUUCUGCUCGGUCGAUGCGGAACCUCUCGGGUGUCGUUUGGUUCUUACAUACUGCAUUUCAAGGCGGGAUAUUUAUGCCUCAGGUGGGCCUCGUCUGCAGUGUGUAAUGCACAAAGGGGUAAUGCUGGAGCAAAGUUAUACCAUCUCUAAUCCACCCUUAAGACGUUGGCUGAGCAGGAUGACAGUGGUAAUAAGUAGAGUUUGUGUAUCUGAGUUUAUGGCACUCUUACUGUGUGUAUACAAGUCAUGCGUCUCUCACUCCUGCAGCACUGUAAUAUCUAAUGUAAGCACAAGGAUGUAGCGAUGGUGAAAAACCUCGUUCUAGCACUGCUGCAGGAUUGUAACAUAAGAGGCUAUUGUCUUUAUCAGUGAAACCUGGUGGCUGCCCUGGAUGGAGUGGACUUAAGAUGCUUCAGCUGUCUGCAGGGUUUUGCUCGCUUUUUAAAUCUCUAAUAGCUUUGAUCACAGUGCUCAGCCUUCCUGUUAGCUGCUGCUCUGCUCUCCUCUGAAUACACACUCACCCUGCUGCCUUCUAUCAGAUUUCUGACAGACUCCUCUCCACCUCCUCACCACUUUUACUCUCAAAAGAGCCUCAUGCAAACUUAAUGUACACCCAAGGAUGAGAUAUCACCUCAACUCUACCCUUCCUUCCUCUCGUCUCAACCUUCAUUUUUCCUGAAGCACUCUCCUCGAUGCCUUUUCCCUUGACAGCUUCACCUUACUGUCUUUCACCGAGACCAUCCUCCACCACUCUGUCACACUGAUACACAAUGUCUUUUACCUCCUCGCAGGAUGUUUGAUGUUGGAGGACAGCGCUCAGAGAGGAAGAAGUGGAUCCACUGCUUCGAAGGAGUCACGGCUAUUAUUUUCUGUGUUGCGCUGAGUGCUUAUGACCUGGUGCUGGCCGAGGAUGAAGAAAUGGUGAGGAAAAAAAUCGGUGUCUUUGCAAUUUAUCUUCAUCAGCAUGGUCAAUAUUAUUAAACUCACUACAUUAAUUAGCUGUUAGGCUCAUUUCCCUGUAAGAAAACUUGAGAUUGUAGGACAUUUAACAUCCCUUUAUUAUAAGUUCACAAUAGCGAGAGCCAGCCGGUGAAAUUGGCCGGACAGAGUCUGAAGAUUAAUUCACUCUUGAACCAGCUGAGUGUAAUUUUGUAAAUGAAGACACAAGUUUCUUGAACCGUUUGACCCCAAUUUCUUCAACAUCUUAUGAUUUAAACUCAAGUGCUCUAGAGAGACUUGGCUACUCUGGAGAGUCUCUUCAUCCUCAUAUUUUAAAUAUUGAACAAUAUCUCCCCCUGGUGGCAGCCGGGGUGCAUUGGUAUACAUAAUGCAGUGACUAAAUCUAGAUUUUUAGUUGAAUUUGUUUUAAUCUUUUAAUCUUCAUUAUGUGAUUUUACCCCAUUUUAGUCCUUGAGUUAUUAUUAUGUGUUUUAUUGCCUCUUUAUGAAUUUACUUUCUGUUAUUGUUUGAUUUUAAGACUAUUUUAUUUAUUUAACUUUUAACGCUUUAUCACCUUUAUUAUAUUUUAUCAUAGUUUUAUCGCUUUAGUCCUAAAUCCAGUGUUGAAGUUGUAGAGUCCUCACCUGAUCUUUUGUGUAUGCAUCUGUGUGUCUGUGAGCGUGUGAGUGCUGUGUGAGUUGAAUGGGGGUUGUUAUUUGUAUUUUUAUUUAUUUUAUUUCAUUGUUUUUAAUAUCCUGCUUAAAUGGUCAACACUUUGUGCUUCAUUCUAUGUAUAAAAAGUGCUUUAAAUAAUAAUGUUUGAUUGAUUGAUUUCCCUGUAGAACCGAAUGCAUGAGAGCAUGAAGCUGUUUGACUCCAUUUGCAACAACAAGUGGUUCACCGAGACCUCCAUCAUCCUCUUCCUCAACAAGAAGGAUCUGUUUGAGGAGAAGAUCACCCGCAGCCCCCUCACCAUCUGCUUCCCAGAAUACACAGGUACACAGUGAGCUAUCAAACUGAAUACUUACGAACGAUAAAAGAGGUUGUAGCGACAGAGUGACUCACUCAUAAGUUUUCUUAAAACUUUUACUUCCCAGGAGCGAACAAAUUCGAUGAAGCAGCAAGCUACAUACAGACAAAGUUUGAGGACCUGAACAAGAAGAAGGACACAAAGGAGAUCUACACACACUUCACCUGCGCUACCGACACCAAGAACGUGCAGUUUGUGUUCGACGCUGUCACUGAUGUCAUUAUCAAGAAUAACCUGAAAGACUGUGGUCUAUUCUAAAGGUAGGAUGGAUUACAGGGAUAUCAGCAUAGUGUGAAUGUUAUCAGGCAGCCUUAGGGGAAAAUGACGAGUUAAUUAAUCACUGAAGUGGAAAUCCUUUCAAAGCCAAAACACUGAGAAUUAUCUGACAUACUUUUGUAAAUGCCUUUGAUUCUUCAAGUGCAGAUCGUGUUGAAAAUAGGAAAUUUAAGGGUCAGGAUGAACACUGUAACAAUCUUGUCUGACUUCGUUUGGCCACGAAAGGAAAUAAGAGCUAAGCAGGCAAAGAAUGAAUGUUUAUUGUUCUGAAAAAGAGAAAAUGUAUUUGUCCUUCAAUACUUAAAAGAUUUGUGAGGAGUUCUAGUUAAGGUAAUUUACAGUACAAAGCAGGAAUAGUUUUUGGUUUGACAUUUCCAGGACUAAGACACUUGAUGAGUGACAAGACUUUACAAAAGAAAAACCCACAAUGCUCACACACGUCCAGGACAAAAUAAACCAGAAGGGAGGCACUGUUCUGUCCACAGGGGGCGCCAAAGUUAAUCCAAACCAGAUGUUCCUCUGUUGAUGCUGGUUGCACAAACCUUUAAAGUGCUUGAUGUGGGCUCUCAGAUCAGAUCCUCACAAACAUUUACAGACAGAAACCAUUUUUUUUUAAAGUGGCCAGUCGAUUUACUUUUUCCUGUUUUCAUAUUCACAUUUACAAAAAUCAGUUUGGAAGGAGACUGUUGAGAACUGUUACAUUAUACAUUAAGUGUUCAUAUUUGCAUACUAUGACCAGACAAUGGUCUCAUAAUUUUUAGACUUAUUUUGUAAAUCAAAACCUCUAAAUUUUAAAUGCACUUGUAGAGGUGUUUACAGCUUCUUUUCAUGGUCUUUCUUCUGUUGUUGCAGGACGAUGCCUGAUGCACACAGACUGCAUGAGAGACUGCAACAGCCAUGUGAUGAUUACUGCUUUUCAUAAUGAAAACCAUAACAGACUUGACUCCUGAAGGGGGAAACCUAAAAGAACUUCAACUAUCACUGAUUUGCAACCAUCACAUUCUCUGCCGAUUGUGUUGUUUGUUUUCUUUUCUAUGUUCUUACUGCAGUGAACAGGGCUUCUCAUGAUAUCUACACCGACCACGUUUAGAUAGAUAUUUGAUCAAGGACCCCCUUUACUGGACAAAGAAUCUCUUUGUAACGUGUAUUAUAGAUAGUAACCAGCUGAUUUAAGUGGAAGAUGAGUGUUUGAAAGGCUGGAAUUACUUCAAAAAUAAGCCAUUAUCUUGUUAUGCCAUAUUAUAAAUGAAAAAUUAAAGCUACAUUUGGCAAUUUCUUAAACUGAAAAAGGAUCAAUUUGAAAGCAACUUGUUUAAAGUGUUUUUUGUAACCAAAUUUUUAUUCAAAUUGUAGUUUAAGUUUCUUUUUCGGUUUGUUUUCCAUUUUAAUUUUGAAAUUUAAAAGACAAUACAGUAUGUUAAAAAAAAAACCCUUUUGAUAAAAAAAAACACUCUUAUGUUGAGUUAGAAUUUGGCAUCCUCUGAACCUUUGGACUGCACAGAGCUUAUUUUUUUUAAGAAAAACAACCGUGCAUGAAGAACAAAGCUGGAUGUAAGGAAAACGUUCUUUUGUACAAUGUUUACACAGAAUCAAUAUUCACACUUGUACUAUAGUGCAUCGUUCUGCAUGACUACUGCUCCUAGAUUAGCUCGCACCCCCACAAACUGAACAACAUUCCUGAACUUCUGAAAAGAAAUGAAACAGAAACGGUUAUGUGUCACUUUAAAAAAAAAAAAAAUAUCUGCAAGUUUUUUAAGUGGUUUAGUCUGUUCCUAACUGGGAUUGUUCUGUACUCUUUGUUUCAUUCUGAGUCUUUUUACAUAUGUUUGUGCCUUGAUAUCUGUUUACACUUGUUCUUUAGACUCAUACUAUCUUCAUAGUGUGAAUUAGGGCUAUUUCUACUCCACCUCGGUUCACAUCACCCAUGAAUUCAGACACGCCAAACACAGAGACAUAUGGAUGGGACCUGUUCAAUGAUAAAAUGAGAUAAAUGUCAUUCACUUGUUAUAUGUAAAUAAAAGUUUCUCACCUUAUA
Molecule: messenger RNA, 54600 nt
Organism: Xyrichtys novacula (pearly razorfish)
Lineage: Eukaryota; Metazoa; Chordata; Actinopteri; Labriformes; Labridae
Source: the annotation of a GenBank genome assembly